AUCUCAUCCAUCCGAGGAGGCGAGGAGGGGGACGAGGCUCUUUCGCUCGUUUCUCCCCGGUCCGCGCCCACUGGGAUCCAGCAGGUAGGGAAAGAGGCGGGUGUCCCUUUGUUCUUGCAGGAGAGGCGCUUUCGAGGGCGGCUGCGGCAGCAAAAGAGAGAGAGGGAUGCAGCGAGCGCUUGGAGAGGGUCUCCAAAUCCUCGGAUCUUGGAGCGGAUACAAGGCUGUCGAUUCUCGGCUUGCGGGAAUAUCGAGCAAGGACUUUCAGUGGAUUCUCCUGAGACAUCCUGGAGAAACGUUACAAAUAUAUAUAUUCCAUAACACUGUCUGCUGAAAGAAAAAAGAAACAAGAAACGGUGCUUUAAAUGUGACCUUGUUGCUUCUGCAAAACGGGAGGCGACUUCCCCUUCGCGUGGCUGGGGAUAAGGAGGUCGGUUUUUAAAGAACUGAUUUAAAAUGUAGAUCAGGCGCAACCAGAGGGUGUUUUCCCCACCCCCAUAUUUCGUGGAAAGGAUUGGGAGGUUAUGAACUGGAUGGGGAGGCAUCAGUAAGAGGUCUAGGAAUGAAGGAGGCUCGUUUAGGGGUGCUAAAAUUCCCCUUAAUAAAAUUUAGAAGCAGGGCUUGCCUGUCGUCCGCCACAGCCCAGGCGUGUCCUCAACUUUUGCCGUUUUGAUCUGGCAGCCUCUGGGUGGAAUCCGCCACUGCAGACCCGUGUCUACUCGGAGGUAGGCAAGCACCAAUGGUGUUGAGCGGGGCUUGCUCUCUCUAGUUAGGAUUGCAGCCCAAAGUUCUGGGCUUGCUAAUGAGUAAGCAUGAACGGCAUGUCCCCUGAGGAGGGGACACUUGUAUCUCAUUGUUUGAUACACGUUGCUGCCGCUUUAAAUUUUUCGUACUUUCAUCUGAUCUUGAGCACGAUUCAUUGAAAAGCGGGAUAUAGACGUUCGAGACAAAUGUCCAAGUCAAGAUUUAAAUCUGAUAUGCAAAGCAGAGGGUGACUGUUGUUGUGGAAGAAACUAGAUGACUUUUAGAACGGAUCCAGUAUGAUCUAUAGAGGUCUGUGUAGCAUUUUUACCCUAUUCUGUGCCAGCACUUUGGUGGUGUCUGUCAGGCUAACAACUUUAUUAUCAGUGGGUGGUGUUGCCGGUUGCUCUCUCUUUCUCUCUCUGCCAGGAAAGAAAUGAACCGUUAGUUGUGAUUGCCGCCUCUCUCCUUACAAGAAACACAUGCUGUUGUUGUUUGAAUUGAAGCUUUCCUAGUGUUUUCCCAUAGGGCGACUCCUUCAAGAAAAAAAGGAUGCUUGGAAGAACUGCUUCUUUUUAAGGAAAAAAGCGAAAGUGAUUUUGGUAUCCCAAAACCAAUAAAUAAGAAGCAGGACCUGAUCCUGCAAUUACCAAUAUUAAUGCAACAUGUCAAUGUUCUUCGAACAUGUCAUCUGCAUGUACCACAUUUUGGAGCUAUGUUGAAGCUAGGCUAUAAAAUGCAAGCUGGUGGUCUUCAUACUGCGGGAUUGAAAAGGGUCUGCAGGAAGCAUUUGAGUGCUGUUUCUAUACUACACUUUAACACCAGUUUGUUACAAGUGCCUUUUAAUAAGGCCACACUUCUGCUUCCCUUUCCCAUCAACCAAGCUCUGGUCUAGUUUGUGCCUUCUAGUCUUUGGCAAUGGAGAAAGGCUGUAGAUUUGAGGCAGAACACAAUGCUUUGUGUACAGGAGGUUGCAGGUUCGGUUCCUGGCUGGUAAUUGUCCACUUUCUGAAACCCAGGAAGGCCGCCUCUGGUUAGUUUGGACAAUGGCUUUUAUCUGCAAUAGCCAUAACAAAGACUCUUCUAAUUUUGGGGAGGAGAGUUUGUUUCCAAAGUCUGCUUGUGCAGCAAUAUUUCCUUCAGAAGUGUUUUAUUGCAACUGAAGUUGUUAUAAAUUGGGGGUCGCAGGAUGAAGACCGGAUGUCAUGCAGGGCUUUGACUUCUUGUGACCUUGUACUGAGCAACGCUCAACACAAACGAGUGUGACCAAAGAACAAAACUCUGGAUAGGUUGUGGUAAUGAAGCUACGUAGAUAAGCAUGUAUGGUUCUUAAUGUAAGUCGAUCAAUCUGAUUUUUUUAGAAACCAUUGGUCAUUGCAAAAAAAUCAAAUAGUAUUUUCAGUGGUUCCUACUGACUCUUGUGGAACAGCAACAUCUGCUUUCCCUGACCUGCACCCACUUUAUUUAAUCCUAAAUGUAAAUGAUUCCCAUUGACGUUUGUAGGGGAAAUUAAAGGGAUUGAUCAUGACUUCCAGCCUGUAUUGAUAGGAAUUCAUAUUGGGUGUGCCUUGUGAGAACCUGACUGAUGGUUGAGCCAGCAUUCAUCAGUAAAUGGGAAUCAGUGUUUAAGUAUCAAGCUAACUGUGAAAGGGGGGGGGGUUAAAGAGCUUUCUAUAGACAUCUGGUUGGCUGCAAUGAGAACAGAAUGCUGGACCUUUGGCAUUAUCAAGCAGGACUCUCCUUGCAGAAGGAGGGCAUGUCUGCUGGGAGUGCCUAUUCAUUGGGUGUUUGAAUCUUUGUUUGACUCUGAUACAUAUAACAACUUGCAGUUACUUGUAUAUUUUGUGAGAUGUGUUGUAUGAUAUAUAUAUUGUUUUGUAGUGGCUUAUUCAUAUAUUUUGAAUGACAUCAUAUGGAUUAUAUAUUUACUAACAGUUAUUAGCCAGUGUAUUGCAUUUGCAUUUUUGUAGAUUAUUCCAUAGAGCAGGCAUAGGCAAACUCUGGCCCUCCAGAUGUUUGGGACUACAAUUCCCAUCAUCCCUAGCUAACAAGACCAGUGGUUAGGGAUGAUGGGAAUUGUAGUCCCAAACAUCUGGAGGGCCGGAGUUUGCCUAUGCCUGCCAUAGAGCUUUCUCUUCCCAGUACAGAUUUUCACUGCUUGGCAGGCAUUUUGCUAAUAGAGGGAAAAAAUGUGGAAGCAGCAGCCUACUUUUCUGCUUAAGUUGUAAAAUCUAAAUAAAGAUGGGCACACUUUUUCUGUGGGCGUCCCCGCUUUCUCUUUAGGAUAAUCUCUCAGGGGCCACAUGUGGAUGAGUCAGCGGUGGGUGGGGCCAGUUAAAAAGUGGGUGGGGCUACAGCUUCUCUCUCCCCCCCGUCCACCCUCUGGUACCUGCAUUUCUGGAGGUAGUGGAGAGCCAGUGUGGUGUAGUGGUUAACAGCAGUAGUCUCGUAAUCUGGUGAACCGGGUUUGCGUCUCCGCUCCUCCACAUGCAGCUGCUGGGUGACCUUGGGCUAGUCACACUUCUUUGAAGUCUGUCAGCCUCACUCACAUCACAGAGUGUUUGUUGUGGAGGAAGGGAAAGGAGAAUGUUAGCCGCUUUGAGACUCCUUUGGGUAGUGAUAAAGCAGGAUCUCAAAUCCAAACUCCUCUUCUUCUCUCUCGCUUUUCAUCCUUGCUGAGUAGGCUGUUGUAGGAGUGACAAAUGAGCUUCCAAAACGAGGCCUGGGACCAUAGAUGACCCAUCUGUGAUCUAAAAUGAAAGGCAACUUGCCUCUAGAGCAGUGCAAGUGGCCACAAGAGGAACUUUACAACCAGUAUAUUGUCUGUACAUGUGAUUAUCCCUUGUGUUGAGUAUAGGUUCGUUAGAUCACUGUUCUUUGGAGCAUAACUUCGGGAGAACACUUACUACUACUCGUUCAGCCACUCCAUUCCCUGUGGUCUAGAGGUGUUCUAUCCACAUGGCAAGUCUGUGGACUCAUUAGCAGACCAGCAAACGCUUUGCUGGUGCGUUAGCCAAGGUGCAAUGUCAACAAGACAGCUUCCUUCACUGUACAUUUCUUCUGGAAAGUGGGGGGGGGAUUUCUCCUUUAGUAAUAAACUGAAUAUGUAGGAGAGCUUGAGUCAGAAGUGCCCUUUAAGCAAGGGACUUGACUGCUUAUCUACAGCAGCAUUUUGUUUUGCACUAGCUUCGUACCCUGGGUUUUAAGUUCCUUGAAGAAGAUGGUAUCUAAAAUUUAAACAGGAGACACGCUCCUGGUGUUUGGUACUUCUGCUGUUAGCUGUACGAGCACAGGAUGUUCAGUGUCCUUCCUCCAAGAAUUUUGGUUCUUUCAUUGUGUAAACAGCACACUUGAUUGCUUGUUUUGCAAUGGUUGCAACAUCCAAUUGCAUCAAUCCCCCCUCCCCUUUUAAAAAUAAGAAGGUGCUUGGGUCAGUGUGUGUGUGUGUGUAUAAAUUGCCAGAAAAGGGCAACCAAAAUAAUCGGAGCAUCUUGCAACUCAUAAUAUUUGGAGCUUGGUAGUUAAGGGGAAAAGGCAAGAGGGGAAAUGGCACUAAGUUAUGCAUGGAGUGGGGAAAGUGGUUAGAGGGAAGUUUUCCUCCUCCCACAGCACUAGACUCCCAGGGGUAUCCAAUGAAGAUGAUUGCUGGGGGAUUCCAGGGCAGAUCAAAUGAAGGAUUCAUUCAUGCGGUGAUGUUGCUGCCCCAAGUGGUAGUGAUCGCCAACAACUUAGAUGCCUUUAAAACAGGGGUAGGCAACCUAAGGCCCAUGGGGCGGAUGCGGGCCAAUCGCCUUCUCAAUCCGGCCCAUGGACGGUCCAGGAAUCAGCGUGUUUUUACAUGAGUAGAAUGUGUCCUUUUAUUUAAAAUGCAUCUCUGGGUUAUUUGUGGGGCAUAGGAAUUCAUUCAUUCCCCCCCCCCAAAAAAUAUAGUCCAGUCUACUGCAUGGUCUGAGGGACGGUGGACUGGCCCACGGCAGAAAAAGGCUGCUGACCCCUGCUUUAAAAGGUAACCGGACAGUUUUGUAGGGGAUAAAGCUCUAUAGUUUUAUGGCUACGACUGCGGUGCCUGGAGACAGGCAGUCAAGUCAUGGAUCCAUAGCAGAGGAGAGAAGACCGCUGGGAGGAGCACAGAGAGAAGAAACGCCAUGGCGCAUCUGCAGCAGCGCAACCAGAUGCCUUCAUCUGCCCCAGCUGCAACAAAACAUGUCUCUCCCGCGUUGGUGCCUACAGCCACAGCACGCAUUGCAAUCUUCAAAUAACUUGACCUCACCCCCAAAGGCGCACUCCUCCAUUGUCUCCCUAGACAGACAGAUGCCAACCAACCAGUUUUGAUGGCUGUAUGAUACCUCCAGGAUCAGGGGUAGCAUGGCUCUGAAUACCAGUUUCUAGGGGUCCACAGUUGGGGGGGGGGGAGUGUCCUCCUUGUGUGUUUCCCAUAAGCAUGUGGCUGGCUACUGUGGGAUACCACAUCUUGUUUCUGGGCUAGACAGGCCUUUGGCCUGAUCCAGCAGGGCUGCUCCUAUUUUCCAGACUUUCUAAAAAUGAUUUGAGGAGGUGAUGAUACCUGAGGCAAAUGCUCAGACAAUACCUGAAUACUUAACCUGCAUUUGCUCACUCUUUGAAACCUUUAAUGCACAACUAGUCAUACUGUUUACUUCCAGUCAGGUUUUCUAUGGAAAUCAGAAGUUUGCUGAGUGGGUUGCAAGGCACCUCAUAUUAACUGUAAUAUUUUCUGUGUGAACCAGAAUCCGUUGUGCCAUUUUGAAUUUAUUUAUUAUUAUUAUUUCAUUGAUUACAUUUAAAUACCACCUUUUCCAAGGAGCUCAAGGUGGCGUACAUGGUUAUCUUCCCUGUUUCAUCAACAUCCCUGUGAGGUAGGUUAGGCUAAGAGAUGGCGACUGGCCCAAGGUGAGCUGGGUGGGCAGGCGGAAUUUGAACCCUAGUCUCCCAGGUCGUAGUCCAACAUUCUAAUCAUGCUGCCUCAUUCCUGAUGAGAAUUUUUGACUCUGAAGAAUCCCUUCCUUUUAAUUACCACCUGAGCUGGAAACACUGGAGGGUCUGAUGCUGCAGGUAUUGGAGAGUACAAGGUUGGCAGCGAGAGUUGGCACUCCUAGUGGUUUCUCUGAUUUAGAGCUAAAGAGUAGGUUUUCCCUGGGAAAGCAGUGGGGCAAGAGGGAAACCACAUCAACCCAUGCUUUGUAGGCAUUGGACAAACAAAAGUGUGAGCAAGCCCUUAGUGGCCCAGUUUGCAAUGUGUUUAUGCUAUGUGAUAGCCCAUGGACAAAACUGCCCUACUUUUGUCCUUGGUGAGCACUGCUUGAUCUCAAGAGCCCAGUCCAGCAUCGUUCCUGUUAAAUUGUGAAUAAAGCCCCUUUCCUUCCCCUCAGAUCUCCUGUCCUGGUGACAAAUUUGCAUUCACCCCCAGUUUUGUCCUUAACACAUAUCCUUUCGCACAGUCCAUGUGUGCAACACCAUUAGAAAAAAAUUCAGCAAGGGCAUUGAAAACAGAAUGGAGAAUGGGAGACAGAGGCUUGGUGAACCUGAUGACCUGUAAAUGUUCCACUUAUAGAGGAAUAAUAUCCCACCUACUGUGAACUAAAAGUGUUACAUUCAGCUUAGUUACUGGGUGAGCUCCCCUCCUGCCAGGCAACUUCCCCUCCCUCUUGCUGCCUCCCUGCCCCAUCCCUAAAUCUGCUUUGGAAAGUUGGGGGCAGCGCUAGAGGUGAGAGAGGAGAGGAAGUUGGGUUGCACAAACAGAAGUCCCACUCGUGAAAUGACGUAGCUGGAUACAACUCACAGACUUACGUCUGUGACACAUAGUGUCUCAGACAGCCAAUUAUGUGAAGCCAUUAAAAGCAGCAUAUGGACAAUUAUUGCUAUUACGUUUUUAUUAGCAUAGGGCUGCAAUUUGGAUAUUCUGCCUUGAGCGCAUUUGUUCCACUCUUUUGGCUGUCGGGCCGUUUGCUGUUUUGAGUCCAUCUUGCUCCUUUGCCUCUGUGUGCUCAUAAAACGACAAUAAAAAGUAUUACGGUACCUGAAAGUUCGACUGUUCUUGUUGUGACAGGCUACCUCUGUAGAAAUUGUCUGAUUCUACUAAUCCAAGAUAACUGCUCCCUCUGGUGGCUGGUUUCUGCUCUUUUGUUUGUGUUUGGUAAAUGUGGAGGAAGUGCAAAUAUAAACAUCUUCCACACCAUGAAAUCUAGAAACCUUUUUUGAUAAGAAAUUUAAGGUUCUCAGAAUAGUUACAGAAACAAUCUGUUUUGUGAUGACACUUUUCUUCCAGGUGCAAGUACACUAUACCUUGUGGUGGUUUUUUGAAGCCUGACAGCCAAGGCCUACUGUUAAGUGUAGUGAGACAGAUGCUAGAGGCAUAGCCCAUCCAUCCAUUCCUCUUUUCUCAGGCAGGUGCUUAACUAUAUGACCCAUCAAUCGAAACACAACCUGCUAGCUAUUUGUGAUAACUAUCCAGAGGCUCAAUUGACCUGUUUUUGCUACCUCUCUGGAUCUGUGUAAUGGAUCUGUGUGGAUGGAUUUCAAAUCCCUUGUGAGCCACAAUACAACACCUUGGGGUGGGUGAUAUUUAGUUUGGUGGAUCACAGCUUGUGUAGGCUUCCAUAAUGUGUAUGAAAUAAUAGAAGUUAAUAACUCCAUUCUUCUAGGGAACAUUCAGGCUGUGGGCCAAACAUGGCCCGCUAGGGGUUCAGAUUCAGCCCAUAAGAUUUUCUCCAAACUCUGUUUAUCUAUCCCACACUGGGUAUCACAUGUGGGUAUUACAUGUGACAUCUGGUGUGAGACCAGUAGGUAAAGGUAAAGGACCCCUGGAUGGUUAAGUCCAGUCAAAGGUGACUAUGGGGUUGUGGCGCUCACCUCGCUUUCAGACCAGCGUUUGUCCACAGACAGCUUUCCACGUCUUGUGGCCAGCAUGUCUAAACAGCUUCUAGCACAACGGAACACCAUGACGGAAACCAGAGCACACAGAAAUGCUGUUUACCUUCCUGCCGCAGUGGUGCCUAUUUAUCUACUUGCACUGGCAUGCUUUCGAACUGCUAAGUUGGCAGGAGCUGGGACAGAGCAAUGGGAUUUGAACCGCCGACCUUCUGCUCAGCAAGCCCAAGAGGCUCAGUGGUUUAGAUCAGAGCACCACCCGGGUCUCAGUACAGACCAGUAGAGACAUGACUGUCAAGGAGUCAAAAACUACACUUGGCAAGGGAAGAUGGGAUUUUAUUUUUUACUGCCAGAUGGACAGUGAAGCUGAAGCCUCAGGCACUUUAAAGGCUCUUUGCAAAGCUCUGCAUGGCCCAUUUAAGAUUGGGGAUUGUAAGGCUGUGAAGCAAUCGUUUUCAUUUCCAUAUUUUAUAUUGGAACUUUCAUUACUUAUGCUAUUUUAAUUCCUACACUGUUGUGAAUUACCAUGAGUUUUGGGAAGAGCUGAGAGAGAAAUGGGAGUGGGAAGAGAACAGUCAUGGCAGGUUUUGACUGGCCUCCGUUCCUACCUUUGUAAAACGAUGUCUCAUAGAUAGGGUGAUUUAAAUACUUUGAAUGAAUAACACAGAUUGCAUGUUUAAAUAUUACAAGGACUGACUCAGCUCCUCCUUUGAAGUGCUACGCAGCUGAAACAUGCUCAGUGUAUUUUUGCACUCCCGUGUGGCUGCCUGAAUCUCUGUUUGCAGUUAGUGAUUCAGAAAAGUGUAUUUGCUGUGAUGCACCAGGCCAGAUAUUUCUAUUGUGGCUAAUAAGUGCCCAUACUCCCAGCUGUAGUUUUCACAUGACCCUUGUAACUAUCCCAUGGCAGCUAUUCAGUGGAGUCACCCUAUGGAGGGACACCUGUUUUGGGUAGCCAGUUAUCUAGACGCUGUGUCAUUUCAUGCAUGACAGGCUUAUCACACAAUAGCUGCCACCUGAUUGCAUGAACUCGCCCUCUGCGUAUCUGUGCUUCUGCAAUACCUGAGGUCAACAUAUCACCCCUCCCAACAAGCCCCUCUUCCUACUGGAAAACUGACUGAGUGAAGCAUGGAGGAAAUGAGUAGAACAGAUCUAUGGAGCUGUGGGGGUGGGGGGGUGGCAGCGGGCAGAAUCUGUGGUGGAGCUGGACUUAGCUGAGAUGGCAAAGGUAAUGUGCUUAAUUAGAGGGGAAAACAUCACUGACAUUUAUGAAGGAUUGGAAACUUCUUGUGGACUUUUUGUGUGAAAGAGAAAAUAAACUUGUAAUAUCUGGAUUUGAAGAUUAAAAAGAUAUUGACUUAUAGAAAACAGAAUAGUUGGAUGUUGAUGAGUGAAUACUGUCAUUGGCAGAAAGAGCAUCUCUCUAGGGAGACGUCUGUGCUCUUGGAGCUUUCUGCAGGAGUACUUGAAGGAUUGGGGACGCAGUGGGUUGGGGUGUGUAGGUGCAGAAAUGCUGUCCUGCAUUUACUGCAGCUUCCUGUGGCCCAGUUGUUGACCAAAUGCUUGUUAUAGGGAGUUGGCAAGCUGAGCUGUGAUCUCCUAACUUGAUUUGAAAGGCAUACUGUACUAUACUAUACUAAAUAAGGCACAUAUACACACAUGCAUCAUGAAGUGGUGUAAAACACUCACGUUUUGAGAGCUGAAUUGAUUUAACAAUACUGUACAGUGGUACCUCGGGUUAAGUACUUAAUUCGUUCUGGAGGUCCGUUCUUAACCUGAAACUGUUCUUAACCUGAAGCACCACUUUAGCUAAUGGGGCCUCCAGCUGCCGCCGCGCCUCCAGAGCACGAUUUCUGUUUUCAUCCUGAAGCAAAGUUCUUAACCCAAGGUAAUAUUUCUGGGUUAGCGGAGUCUGUAACCUGAAGCAUAUGUAACCUGAAGCGUAUGUAACCCAAGGUACCACUGUAGUUAACUCUCUUUCUCUUCCCCCAAACAAGGUUAUGGAGUGGCCUGUGUAUGUCUAAGGCCCCAUCUGUACUAUACACUUAAAAGCGGUAUUGCACCACUUUCAACAGUCAAGGCUUCCCUCAAAGAAUCUUGGGAACUGUAGUUUAUUAAGGGUGCUGUUAGGAGGCUCCUAUACCCCUCACAGAGCUACAGUUCUCAGAGUGGUUUUUACAAGCAAUCCCUUUUCCAAGGGAACUUUAGCUAGUUGAGAGGAAUGAGGGGUCUCCUGACAACUCUUAGCAGAUUUAACAAGCUAUAAUUCCCAUUAUCCUUGGGGAAAACCAUGGCUAUUUAGGCACCUGAUUCAGAAUUCCCAUCACCUUUCCCAAAGGUUGUUAGCUGCAUUGAAUGACCACAGGUUCCUCGCUCUUGCUUUAGAUUUUUGGAGAAACAAGGACAGCUAAAACCACUAUAAAACCAGCACUUUAUCUUAGGUUAUAUCUAAGCGGUAGUCAUUUCAUCAUUAUGAUGUCUGUCAUAGGGAAGUAGUCUGUCCCCCCGUCAGGUGUAUGAUGCUUUUUUAAAAAACAACAACCAACCAAACAGCAUUUUAUAAUUGAAGCAGCCUGAUGGUAAAACUGUGAGGAAGUUAUGUUAUGAGGAAGAAGCCCUGUGUAUUUCCCUCCCAUCAAUCUUUGCCUCUUAAAAAUCCCCUUCUAAGGGUCAAACUAGACGUGACAUUAACUGCAUUAAACUCUGGAUUUUUUUCACCUGAACCCAGGAAGCUGAGCAGUUUGGGGACCAUCUGGGAUGGGGAGAGGAGUUUAAAUAUAUCUCAGAAGGCUGUUAUUUGCAUUUCAAGAACCCCCCCAUUGGUGCAAAGAGUCUCUUGCGAUUCUCCAUAAUAAAUAAUUUAGACUGCUAAGAUAAGAGUCUGUGAGAUGUUGGGUUUAUUGUGUUAGUUUUCCUCACCAUAAUGCUAGCCUUGCUGCCCAGAUUUCUAAUGUUCCUUUUAUACUCCAGUGCCUGUUGUGUUAUGGACUUGUGGCUUUUUGCGUGUUCAGACCUUUAAACCUCCACCUUGAAUAAAUUCAGACAAGACUCAAAUUUUGGUUUGGUUUUUGGGCAGAAUUUAGGCCCCAGCUUUAUUGAUUACAGCAAGUGAAUGGUUGCAUAGGCUCUGGUUUGACUGACUCCCUGCACCAUUGCAGGUAGUGCUGACCCUGGGCACCAGCAUAGGUCAGCCAAGGGUGAACACCUGGAUAAGCAGAAAGCCGGGAACAGGCUAUCUCCGCCACCCAAAUGCACCCCCUGGACUCAACCCUCACAGGGGUUGACCAAACCACUGAGUCCCUGGAUUCCUUUAACGGAAUACCCUUCACAUAGGGAUGGCUAGAGCUUUCUCUUAUCCCUGUCACCUGAACCAGAGCCUAUCCACAACCUUACAAGUUGUGACGAUUUGCUACGCGGCAGGCGAAACCCAAAUGGCACCAGCCAAGUGGGGAAAAUUCCUGCCAUGCCCCUGUCCCAAUGACAGACGACACACAACGGCAUAGCAAGGUCAAGCACACAGCCCUAAAUAUAGGGAGAGGUGGGCGGGUGUUCCGAUGCACGCACCGAAAGAGGGAGCUCUGGGUCACGUGCAUGGGCUUAAAUAGGUCCCUCGAACUGUUUAGCUUGCGUCCCAUUGGCCUGAUUAAACCCGGCAUCAAGGGACCUACCAAUUGGGUGUUGUGGCUAAUCAAUCAACCCACCCACAGCACAGGGUUUGGUUGCCAGGUCUCACCGCAACACGUGCCCUCUUUAAGGGAGAUCCCAAUUUGUUUUGAUAUACAGUACUGCCAUGUUGUGCUAAAUUUCAUUCACACAUGACAGCAAAUGUCAUAUGACAUGUUGCCGCCACCCCCACCGCUUUCCACACAUCCCCAUAAUUCACUGUAGAGUGUUCCCAAAUACUGCCCAAAAUUUCAAAAUGUAGCUGUGGGGGUGUGAUCCAUGAGACCCACAGAUGUUUACAACACAAAACUCCCUAGAACUUCCCAUGAAAACAUUCCCCCCCCCCCUUCUGGCAACAAUUAAUGCAGAAAUGAAACCUAUACUUCUGCUAGAUUUUCAGAAGUGGCAUUUCCAUCCUUACAUUCUAGGCAAACCUCCAGGGUUCACAUGAAAGUUGUGGGAGGGGGCAGAGGGAAAAGUGAACUGGGAAUAAAUGUGAAUUUUACCUUUGUACAGUAGGCUAGUUUCUUCACACUUUCAUAUUCCUCUCUAUCCUCCAACCAGGAUUUACUGCAGUUACUCACUGGAACUGAUCUUCAUUAUAUUUUUAAGUCAUGGGCAUAACCUGGGGAGGGGGGAGUAAGCGGGCAUCUUCCCCCCCCCUCCAAUAAAGUAAAACAAUAAAAAUACUUAACUAACUGAGGUUCUGCCCCCCCAACAUGAAGCUUGCCCCCCCCCAACAUAAAUCCCUGGCUACACCCAUGUUCCAAGUCCUGAAUUUUGUGUGACAAAGCCAGGGUAGAUUUGAUUUAAAUCAAACUGAUUUAAAUCACUAGUCAGUAAGACUUGAUUUACAUCAUUUUUUUAAUGGAAAGACUCAAUUCUUGCUGGUAUAAUCUUAAUAUUUACAACCAGAUAAAGGUUUCAUUUUUGGAAUAAUGCAUUUUCAGAGUAGUUUUUACAGUUUUUUCAAAAAUUACUGAUUUGGUUAUAUUAUUAGAAACACAUUAACAGAUUUUUUUUUAUUGAUUUUUCCAAAAUUUUUAGACAGACAAACAAACACACAUCUUAACUGUACUUGAUCCAAUCUUAGUAACAUUGUUAAGUGACUUCCUCAAAUCCCCCUAGCUGAAUUUCAGUGUAUUUCAUUGUAACAGUUUUCCAAAACCAAUUUUAUCAUAAGAUUAACUUAAUCACUUAACAUCUUUCUUUCUUUUCAUCUUAACUUUAAACUGUUUAUAUUUGGACAAAUUUUCUGCUGUACUUUAUUGGAAGGAGAAAAAUAAUCAUUUCCUUAAUAAAAAUUUAAACAAUUUAUUUAACUAAAACAACAACAUUAUAGCAAAUGUAUCCAUGUUUGUUAACUGAUGUGGUUAAACAAUUUAUUUAACAAAAAACCUUAUACUGAGUUUUAGCACACAUGAAAACAAAUCCUUAUUUCCUGAUGAAUAGCCUUUGGACUAUAAUAUAACUUAAAAAGAAAACCAUCUUUAGAAAGAUUUUUCUUCGAAAAGCAUUUUAUUUUGAAAAUCCAAUUUAAAUAAAAAAAAAAUCUGAUUUAAUUUUAAAAAUCUGAGUUAAAAUAAUCCAUAUUUUUUUUUAAAAAAAUCAUUGAUUUUUAUCACCCUGGUCAAAGUGAACCAUCCUUUGUUCCCAUAAUGGGUCUCUAGCCUUCCUGCUUCUAAUCUAGACGGAGGUUGCAGCGAGAUGAAGAAAGAGAAGCCAGCCAGCAAAGGCCAUACCAAAGCUAUUAGUCACUUUAGGGCUCUCGCUAUGUGAUUUCUGUCAUACAACUCUAGCUGUGUGUCAGACAAAGGGCUGCUUCACAUAUGCAUUCAUGCCACUUAGCCAUAAUGUGACGCUUCGAGUAUGUGAGCUGUAGCUUUUUAAUUAUAGAUGGGAGAAAACUUUCACACUGCCUGAUUUUCAGCUCACACAAAGCUUUUCAGCAAAGAGUGUUCACACCUUCAGCUGAGACUUUUCAAAUGCCGCUUGCGAAAAUUGUGAAUCGAUGCUCAACUGGAGAUGAAAAAUUUCUGGGAAUUGUGAACUGGGGUUGGGUGGGAAGAUAUUCCCCCUGUCCUAGAUUCCCCUCCCUGUAAAAAAUAAUGGAUAUUUGGGUGGGGGGGGAUGGUAAUAUACACAAUGCUUAUGACUCCAACCUAAACGUACGUUACUGAUUUUGCAAUGUUCUAUUUAAAUCCUAGUUAACAUAUGAAAAUGUGCUAUUUGACAUAUGGCAGAACAAUCCCAUGCAUGCUUACUUUAGAUAUAAGACUCAGUCUGUUCAGUGGACCUUGAUCCCAGGUAAGCACACAGAAGAAUUCAGCCUCAAAAGUAUUGUUGCAUGCCACCCCAAUCUCUGAGCGGGGCGAGAUUCCAGGGGUUCCAGGUGCUUAUCUAGGGGUCAGUUUCCUUGAAAUGAGGUGCAGCAGAGCCUGUGGCUUCUUUAUGACAUAUGGUUUAUUUACACAACCUGAGCCUAAGAUGGAGGAGCUCAAAGCAUUAACACCCUAGUCACCCUAGUCACAGGCAUGGCCAAACUUGGCCCUCCAGCUGUUUUGGGACUACAAUUCCCAUCAUCCCUGACCACUGGUCCUGUUAGCUAGGGAUGAUGGGAGUUGUAGUCCCAAAACAGCUGGAAGACCAAGUUUGGCCAUGCCUGCCCUAGAAAGUCUUGCUUUUCCCAUAGCUACAGCCUUGGAUUCCAGCAGAAAUUGGGCAUGGCUCUCACUUUCUGGCUUCUGCAUGCUUCUAGUGCAGCUCUCACACACGUCUGGCUAUUGUGCUUCUCACUACCAGUCAGGGGAGGGGAGGGGGGCACACUCAUUUGCCCCUAAUUUUAUUACAUUAUGACCAUUAACCUGCUGGGGAGCUUAUCUACACCUUUCCCCCACUCUUUCCAGGCACGGUCUGUGAUUUAAAGCUCUCUAUCUGAGCACGAUACGAUACGAUAUAUCUUUAUUGUCAUUGUCCCAUGCAGGACAAUGAAAUUGCAAAGCACAUACCCACACCCCCUUUCCUUUUUUUUUUUUUUUUGGCUAAGGAGUUUUCCACAUGAAGGCCUGCUCUUUAAAGCUGUAUUGGAGCAAACGUCAAUGCGCAGAAAACCCAAAUUGAUGUUUGCUCCGAUUCAGCUUUAAAGAGUGGGUUUCUUUCCUGGGAAAGUACAAGGCAACACCCCUCCCCCCCCAAAAAAAAGUUCUUGGAAACAGAGCAUUAAAGGGUGGACCUCUGCCUGGAAAGAGUGGGGCAAAAUUUAUGUGUGGGUAAGCUUGUCUAAGAAGCUUAUCUGGCUUGUUCAAUAAUGGAAUCCUCCAUUAGAUUUCAACCCUUGCUGGAUUGAAGUCUAAGAGACUCAGGCCAACUGACCCUCUAAACUUACAGUGGUCUAAUACCUUCGUUUUGUGCCAUGGGGGAGAUGUGAAAAGUUUGACCACAAGAGAGGGGAAAGGUCAAAACAGCAACACUUGUAGUGCAUCCAAACUAGAUCCAAGAAAGCAAGCAACAGUUCAGGAGCCAUUAAGUCCCCACGAACACUUUCUAAGUGUAGGAAUGCAUGUUGGAUUUGGGUGUUGUAUGUGCCUAUUGCACAGUACAUGCAGGAAUUGUUCUCCAAAGCCAUAUAUGACUUGAACAAUGAAGUUGGCCUUGGAGCUGCUGCAAAAACGGGCAAAGAGUUGCUCUUGCUUCGUAUAAAAGCUCUAAAGUGAGCCAGGAUUAUUGUAUUGUUAAGUCCUGCUAGCCCAAUAGCAGGUGGCCUUCAUGUAUCAUGGAACAGGAAGGAUAUCCUUUUGCAGUGAGAGAUGGAUAAACAAAACACCAUAGCUUGACUUAAGCUGUGUUUUCCUAGCCAAGCUGAAAUCUUGUAGAGAGCUGGCACUUGCAAAUAACACCCUUAGCCCAGUCGAAGGAAAUCCUGUCCUUUUGUGUUGGAGCCAGGGAGCGGGGUUGGUGUGUAUACACAUCCGUAGUGGCUGAUCUGAAAAGCAGCUGCUUGGAUUUGAGAGUAGAGGGUUUUUAAAAUUACAAUUACAAUUUUAAUUAAUUCACAUUAGAGUGCAACAAGAUAUUAUAUCCCUUUACAAUUUCUCCACCUAGCUGAAUAAGGUCAGGGACUGCAUGGAAGCAGUCUCCUGGGGCUUGAUCCAUCAGUUUUAGGCUUGCAUAUAAAUGUCCCCUAUUGUCUCCCUAUUUGCUCUUCCUAUCCCUUCUUGUCCCCAGUUAACAAAUAAUAUCUGACUCUGCUUAAUGUGCUGUGCACCUGAACUUGAAAUAUCCUUGAACACCUUAUCUGUGGACAAUGCCCGCAACCAAAGAAACUUGAGCAGAUUUCUGAACUCGAGUCUAGUAAAGAGGCGUUUGUUUUGAAAAGAAAUACACUUUUGUAUAACCAGAGAACUGCAGAAGGCAUUGCUAUUGCCUGCAAUUAUAUGUAUAUGCUGCUUUUCAAAGAACAAAGGGAUAUGCUUCUGUUGGAACAGUGAGUUCUCUUGAAGAACCCAAGAAAUUGCAUAGGAUAUGCAUGUGUGCAGGUAGGGUCUGUGUGAGAGCUGAACAGUUAGAUCCAACUGUGAGUGUGUGCAGGCGCAAUUUAAAGAUGAUCCACAUUAGCCAUUGGUGCAUGUAAAUCAAUGCUGAAUGUAGCAUCAUAUGCCAAAUGGGGUAUUGCUUGGGUUCCAGUAAGGUAAAGGAAAAGGACCCCUGGACGGUUAAGUUCAGUCAAAGGCAACUAUGGGGUUGCGACGCUCAUCUCGCUUUCAGGUCAAGGGAGCCGGCGUUUGUCCACAGACAGCUUUCCCGGACAUGUGGGCGCAACAGAACACCUUCCCGCCGCAUUGGUACCUAUUUAUUUACUUGUGCUUGUGUGCUUUUGAACUGCUAGGUUGGCAGGAGCUGGGACCAAGCAACGGGAGCUCACCCCGUCACGGGGAUUCGAACCGCCAGCCUUCUUAUCUGCAAGCCCAAGAGGCUCAGUGGUUUAGACCACAGCACCACCAUUCCAGUAUUGAUGGUGCCAGUAUUGAUAGGGCAGUGGGUAGCUACACUACAGCCAAAGGCCCCACAGGUCUUCAUGGAACUUACCCUUAGCUGUACCACUUGGUUGUAGCUUCCUUUUGCUCAUUGUUAUCUUGGGACUGUGUCCAUGAUUUUAAGCUUUACUUCUGACCACACAUACACCUUGAUAAUUAAAAUGCAGGCUGCUUCAUUACCAGAACACAACCCUAUUAGAAACGAAACUGUGUGAAAUACCAGAAAUGUUCACCAGGGCAAAAAAUAAAUAAAAAUGCCUUUCCCAGUUCUGCCCAUUUGUUUUCACAGAGAGCAAGUUACUCCUAACAAGCGGAAAGUCUAUGAAGAGGGAAAAGGAAGCGUUUAGGGAACCAGGAAACAAAGUUUGGCUGCUGGGCAAGACAGCUGUGAACUUAGAUAAACAAAUCUCUUGAAGCUUAAUCUAACAGCAACACUCAUGCUGUACAGGUGCAGAAAGAAUAUUGGUUCUAUGCAUUUUGUUUGUGGUUGGUCUGUUUGUUAAGAUGUGAAAAGGUGGAGACAAUGGCUGGCCUGGAUCCAGAGAUUAUUCAUGUUAAACUUCGCCCUCUCCUCCCAUCCCAAAGUAGAAUCCCACCUACUGUAAGAUCUGUGCAAUUGUUUUGCCUGGUGCAGCUUGUGUGUAUGAUGGUGCAUGCAAAGAACUCUUGCUGUGUAUGUGCUCCAACAAUCACAAUGGCCAGACUGGGCUAAUACAUGAGCCAGGAAAUGGGAUGCUAUAGUCUCCUGGCUAACAGGAUGUUUUCCUGAUGCCUUCUUAGAGGCAGCCUUGGCAAAACUGAUCUAACCAUAUGCUUGUAAUGCUGGACUUGGUCAAAUAAUUCUAAAAGGCUUUGCACCGUACUCUUUGAUUAAAAUCAACACAUUGGCUUACAAUAAAAUAUUAAAAUGUAGUGGGCAGCAUCGAGCAGAUUUUUUCUUGUGCAAUGGCAGUUCUCUUUUUUCUCUUCCACUGCAGCCCCCUUGUGCACCCCAAAAAUUUGCUCCAAGGAAAUGGCUAGUGGUCAGGGAUGAUGGGAGUUGUUGUUGAGACUUUUUACUGCAAAAAGCUAGUGAUAAAUGAAAACAAUAAUUCAUAUGGCGCUGUGGUCUAAACCACUGAACCUCUUGGGCUUGCCGAUCAGAAGGUCAGCAGUUCCAAUCCCCGCGACAAGGUGAGCUCCCGUUGCUCUGUCCCAGCUCCUGCCAACCUAGCCAUUCGAAAGCAUGCCAGUGCAAGUAGAUAAAUAGGUACUGCUGUGGCAGGAAGGUAAACGGUGUUUCCGUGCGCUCUAGUUUCUGGCACGGUGUUCCAUUGUGCCAGAAGCAGUUUAGCCAUGCUGGCAACAUGAUCCAGAAAGCUGUCUGUGGACAAACAUCGGCUCCCUUGGCCUGAAAGCGAGACGAGCGGCGCAACCCCAUAGUUGCCUUUGACUUGACUUAACCAUCCAGGGGUCCUUUACCUUUUACUUUUAGAGAGAAGUACCAGAGGAAAUUCCUGUUGUCUGAAAAGUGGGACAACCCUCCCUGAACUUGUAAUACAGGUUAUGUGAUUUUCUUUUAUUGAUUAGUAUGAAUCAUUUUGUUUCAUUUUGGGAUUACUGUUUGGAUUCGUUAACUGUUUUAAGUGCCUUGAAGCAAAGAGAAUAAAUCAGAUAAAUAGACAUCCCCUAUGAUGAGAAUGUAUUUUAUUACAGUGGUACCUCAGGUUACAGACGCUUCAGGUUACAGACUCCGCUAACCCAGAAAUAGUACCUCAGGUUAAGAACUUUGCUUCAGGAUGAGAACAGAAAUCGCACGCUGGUGGCAGCGGGAGGCCCCAUUAGCUAAAGUGGUGCUUCAGGUUAAGAACAGUUUCAGGUUAAGAACGGAUCUCCAGAACGAAUUAAGUUCUUAACCCGAGGUACCACUGUAUUAAGCAAAGGCACUGUUCAUUGCACAGCAGUCCUUCUACAAACCAGAUUUCCCUUUUCAUUGCUUUGUUUCAAAGGCCCUUCUUUAUCACAUUGUACAUGCAUAAAGGGUAAGGUAAAUCACCUUACCCUUAAAUUAUCUAAAUCACAUGCAUAGGUGUGAUUUAGAUAAGUAAGAGGAAUACUUUCCUCCCUCCCUCUAACUAAAAUGUAAGGCAAAGCCCUCGAUUCCAUUUUGUAGUAUAGAACUUCUGUCUAUGUAUUUCAGUAAAAUUGCCUCACUGUGUGGGAAGUUGCGGCUUUGGUGUGCCAGCUAGCCUUCUCCUUGUACCAGUUUGUCAGCUUUCGAAAAGAUUCACCCUUCCCACACCAAAGAAACUGGCUGUUGUCCAAAGAACAAACUUGUAGGGUGGCAUUUAAUUCCCAGAGAAACCAAUACUCACUCUCUUUCUCUCUCUCUUUAACCCACAGGGAGCUGGAGGUGAGAUUGCUUUUUGAUAACAUUUGUAUGUUGUGGUUGCCUUGCUCACUUCUCUGAAACAAAAUGGCUGCCUACAGUAGGCUCAAUUAAUUGUUUUAUUAUUAUUCUUUAUUGGACUCUAUAUCAGGGUGGGCAUAAAUGGAAUCCCCCGCCCUCCCGGCAACAGGUCCCUUUGUGGGACUCUUCUGGUUGCAGUGGUCUGCUGCUCAUCAGCAAUCUUGGGACUUCGCAGACGCUAUGCUUCUAAGGCAUCUGCCAAGAAUCCUAGGAAUUACAGUUUAAGGAUGCUGGAGGUUGUAGCUCUGCAAGAUGUAAACUACACUUGCCAGGAUUCCUUGCUGGGGGAGAAGGGGAUGAUGUGCUUUUAAAUUUAUGAUAUGUGUGCAGCCUUAAUUGAAAUGGUUGCUGUGGUGUGCAGUCUGCAAAAUUACCUUCUAGUUCCACAUGUUAUGGGGUGCAGGGGAGCAGUGGCGGUGGAAGUAAAGGUAAAGGGACCCCUGACAGUUAAGUCCAGUCGCGAACGACUCUGGGGUUGUGGCGCUCAUCUUGCUUUACAGGCCAAGAGAGCAGGCAUUUGUCCGCUCCGCAGACAGUUUUUCCAGGUCAUGUGGCCAGUAUGACUAAGCGGCUUCUGGCGCAAUGGAACACCGACACCAGAGCAGCACACGGAAACACCGUUUACCUUCCCGCCGGAGCGGUACCUAUUGAUCUACUUGUACUUUUCUGCUUUCAAACUGCUAGGUUGACGGGAGCUGGGACUGAGCAAAGGGAGCUCACCCCGUCAUGGGGAUUCGAACUGCCGACCUUUUGAUCGGCAGGCCCAAGGCUCAGUGGUUUAGACCACAGCGCCACCCGCUUCCCCGGCAGUGGAAGUACCUGCUCCCAUUGUCCUGGAAGGUUCUGUGUGACUGCAGAGCAGGUGCUUUGCAUGCAGCAGGUCCCAGGUUCCAUCCUCUGCAUGUCUAGUAGAUGCAGCUGGGAAAGACUUCUGCCUGAAGAGCUGCUGUCAUUCAGAGUAAACAAUACUGGACUAGAUGGACAAAUAGUGUGAUUUAGUAGAAGGCAACUUAUGCCUAUGUUAAUGUUGGUUUUAUUAUUUAGAUUUACAUGGCACCCAUCAAUAGCAUUUUCUAGGCAUGCCAAGGCUUAUUUGGGCGUAGAAUAGUCAAGGAGAGUGUAGUUUGUCUGCCUGGGAUUGUGUUGUUCAAUCUGUUCUGGAUGGGACUUGCACACCUCCUAAAGGAGCAGGUUUGCAGUCAGGUUUUCCUGUCAGUGGCCUCCCUUUUUCCAUUGCCUUCUUUUUCUGUGGAAAAUUUUCCAUUUCAUAAUUUCCAAAUUAGGUCCCCCUGUCCUAGAGAGUAACCCAUUGCCUAUGGGCCAGAUUUUGACCCAGCAUGGGUCCCAGUUUGGUCUGCAAUGCCAUUUCCCCCAAAACCACACCCACCUGCCCCUGAUAUCACACACCAUGUGGCAUCAUAAUGGGGCAGGUAGAGACGUAGCUGGAUUGAAUGCAUGGCUGAGUUCUACAUCGUCUGUGGCACAGUGCGCCUUAGAGCAGUUCAUACUGAUUCAUCAGCUACUAUCUGUUCUAGACAGAUAGCCUAGAGCCUCAGUCGUCCUUGCUCUCAUCACCUCCAUUUGACUAUGGCAAUGUGUUGUAUGUGGGGCUGCCUUAGGAAACGGUUCUGUAAAUGCAGCUAGUUGUUCAAAACACAACCUUGAAGCUGCUAACUGGGACCAGUUAGUGGAUAACAUGUCUCGAGUGCUGGCUUUCAGUUUGUUUCUGGGCUCAGUUUAGCUCUGGUGCUUACCUUUCAAAGCCUCUCUGGGCUUGAGACAAAUCUGAAGUCCUAUCUCCAUGUGAACUUGUUGAGACACUGAGGUCCUCUUCGGAGACCCUCACCUGAAUGCCUCUACCAUUAGAGGUACAGUGAGGGGGCAUCUUGGGUAGUGGCGCUGUGGUCUAAACCACAGAGCCUAGGGCUUGCUGAUCAGAAGGUCGGCGGUUCGAAUCCCCGCGAUGGGGUGAACUCCCGUUGCUCGGUCCCUGCUCCUGCCAACCAAGCAGUUUGAAAGCACAUCAAAGUGCAAGUAGAUAAAUAGGUACCACUCCGGCGGGAAGGUAAACGGCAUUUCUGUGCGCUGCUCUGGUUCGCCAGAAGUGGCUUAGUCAUGCUGGCCACAUGACCCGGAAGCUCCCUCGCCAGUAAAGCGAGAUGAGCGCUGCAACCCCAGAGUUGUCCGCGAGUGGACCUAAUGGUCAGGGGUCCCUUUACAUUUUUACCUUGUUUGUGAAACCAUCUCUCUCCCAACUGGCAUUGACUCUGAUGACACUUCAGUGACAGGCAAGUGUAGUCCUUAUUUUCCCAGGCCUUUUAAGUUAAAAUGUUAGUCCUGGCAAUUGGAUCUGUGAUGGUCAUAAAUGGUUGGUUGUUGUUGUUCUGUAAUAGUUCUUCUAUUUAUUCUUUGUUAGCGUAAGCCACCCUUGGAAUGUGGAUGGAGGGUGAGGUAAAAAUAUGUAAAGCAAACAGCAUGUCACAAACUAGCUAUCUAAGCUGCAUUGGGUGUCUCGCCAUAUAGAUCUUGCAGUCUCUACAACGCUAAAACUCUCAAAUAUGGGGCAGAGCUGUGCCAUUUCACAAAUAUGGGGCAGAGCACAUAGCAAGCCAGGAAGUGGAAUGAAAAGCAGCAUAACUGUCAUUCACUAGAGUGUGCCAGGCUAUAAUGUAUGUAUUUUGUCUUGUGCAUACUUUUCAUUGUUGUAUGUCAACAUGAAAGCUUUUAUUAUGAUGCAGGAAGAACAUAAUAUAUGAAAUGAUCUUCAGUGCUGUGCUGAUCAAAAGUUUGUAGACUUGAAGACUGUUUGCGCAGUUCUCCUCAGCAGUUUAAUAAGUGUUCAGUUUUAAUAGGUAAGAGUGGCUCCCUUCUAUAACUUUUUUAUUUCUGAAAAAUGAAACUUGGGUGGAGACUAAGCAAUCCCAAAUGAUUGGCUGAGGUUCACUGGUAUGUUGUUGGGAUCUGUGAGAAAGGAAUUUGUUUUGUUUUUUUAAAUAAUAUUUAUUAAUUUUAAAAGGUUACAAAAAGAAAAAAUUAAAAAACAGCAUAUUAAAAAAAUACAAAACAUCACAUCACAAUAAUGAAAAAAGAAAACAAAAAAACAAACAAAAAAACAAAGAAUCUUCCCAUAACUUAUCUUUCAUUUGCUUAUUUCCUUGACCUCCUCACACCUCCCUUUUUUGUAUUCUAGUUCAAUUAGCUAUUUCAGCAAGUCCUUUCCAUCUUUUCCAAUUUUUGUCCUCUAUUUUAUCUUAAUAUAAUGUAACUUUACUUUCCCUCCUUCACCAUUUAACAAUCUAUUUUUUCUUAAUCCUUUAUAGCAUUUCUGCUAAAACCACAUUAUUUCAUUCCAACAUCCUUCUAACAUUCCUUAAUUUUACAAUGUUUCUGUAAAUAAACUUUAAAUUUCUUCCAAUCUUCUUCCACCAACUCUUCUCCCUGGUCUCGGAUUCUGCCAGUCAUUUCCGCCAGUUCCAUGUAGUCCAUCACCUUCAUCUGCCAUUCUUCCUGGGUGGGUAGAUCUUGUGUCUUCCAAUACUUCGCGAUGAGUAUUCUUGCUGCUGUUGUGGCAUACAUAAAAAAAGUUCUAGCCUUUUUUGUCACCUAUUGGCCUACCAUGCCCAGGAGAAAGGCCUCUGGUUUCUUCAGAAAGGUAUAUUUAAAUACCUUUUUAUUUCAUUAUAAAUCAUCUCCCAGAAUGUCUUAAUCCUUGGGCACGUCCACCAAAGGUGAAAAAAUGUGCCUUCAGUCUCUUUACAUUUCCAACAUUUAUUAUCGGGCAAGUGGUAUAUUUUUGCAAGCUUGACUGGUGUCAUGUACCACCUGUAGAUCAUUUUCAUUAUAUUCUCUCUUAGGGCAUUACAUGCCGUAAACUUCAUACCUGUGGUCCAUAACUGUUCCCAGUCAGCCAUCAUAAUAUUAUGUCCUACAUCUUGUGCCCAUUUAAUCAUAGUUGAUUUCACCGUUUCAUCCUGAGUAUUCCAUUUCAACAGCAAGUUAUACAUUCUUGACAAAUUCUUAGUUUUGGGAUCUAACAGUUCUGUUUCCAAUUUUGAUUUUUCCACCUGGAAACCAAUUUUUUUAUCCAAAUUGUACACCUCCAUUAUUUGGUAAUAAUGGAGCCAAUCUCGCACUCUAUUUUUUAGUUUUUCAAAACUCUGCAAUUUUAAUCUGUCUCCCUCUUGAUCCAAAAUUUCCCAAUAUUUCGGCCAAUUGGCCUCCAUAUUGAGCUUUUUCUGAGCCUUCGCUUCCAUUGGUGACAGCCACCUUGGGGUUUUAUUUUCAAGCAAGUCCUUAUAUCUUAUCCAGACAUUAAACAGUGCUUUUCUAACAAUAUGGUAAGAAAUUGUUUGGAUAUUGGCACACUGAGCUUCUAAGGUGGAAAAAAACCAGUCAAUCCUAAAUAUGUCUAUUCAGAAAUGCGUCCUGAGAAAGGAAUUUGAAUUCUGUGCCAUAAAAUCCUACAACCCCAGAAGACUGGGUCUGUGAAAAGAGCUAGUUAUUGAGGUUUGGUACAUUUAUAGAAAUGUGCAAUACUUGCCUAAACACUUCAUUGGUUGUAUGGAUUGCUUUUUGGCAGCUAGUGGGAAAGUCAGGUUGGGCUCAGAAUAUUAGGAGGAGAAGAGGUGGAAAAAAGGAAGGCUCAAUGACUAGACCAUCUAAAUGGGUGCUUCAUGCUGCUUCAGAGUAUUCCGUUUCCCAACAAAUGGAAGACAAACUCCAACUGUUGAGGAUUUUGUUUAAUCUGCUUACAGUGAUUUCCCUAUGGUUGUUAGAACUGUGCGUCACUAUCAAAAGUGAGAUCCUGUAAACUCCAUAUCUGAUACCAGAUCUUGCACUGGAGAAUCAAAUUGCAUGGCCAAAAGUCAAAGCAGCCAUAUGCAUGCACAGGGGAGAAAAAACAUACCGAGCCUGAGCUUUAUUUUGCUGUUUCCUUCAUUGCAGUUCCUACUUCCAAAGCUGCCGCUCCAGUUAAAAACCAGCUUGCCCUUUUAAGAGCAAGAACUGCAGCAGCAGAACUGCAGCAGUGCCUAGUUACCUGGUUUGCACAUACUGCUACGCCAUAGUUUAUUAAACUGUGAUUUAUUACACCAUGGUUUGUUCGAUCAUCUGAAUCUUGUUCAGCAGCUCAACUGUGAUGUGUGUGCUGCAACCAACUAUGAUCUGAAGUCAUGGUUUGUUAUUGGCUUACGAACCUUAGUUUUAACUAUGGCUUGGUGUUGCGUGUGAACCAGGCCAUUGCUUCUUUAGACCACAGGUUUUUUUGAUACUUCUGAGUUUCAGGAUCUCAAAAUGAAGUGAAGUUUCUGGAGUUUUUGCCAAAACCUGACCAGAAUUUUUUUAAAAAAUAGCAACCUUUUGCAGCACAACUGACUGGCCUGCUGCUUGUUGCUAAGUAUAUGGGGUAGGAACUGCCAUUGCAGGGUUAGGCAGAUCCAAAAGUGUCCAUAGGUUCAUUUUGACAGAUGGGCAGGUUCCGCUACCUGUAAAAUUGCUUGACAUUAUAUGCUGUUGGGGGAUUUGUGCCUGCCCAAAUGCAAGCACUAUUGCACAUGAAAAAUCAGGAGUCUUCUCUAAGCUGUGUGAAAUGGAUUGUUCUUCAGGGCUUACACCCAACAUUAUUUAAACUUGGCGCUGAAUGCAAGUCCUGCUGGGAUUGGCUCUUCAAAACAAACCUUGAUCAAUGGCUAAGGAAAGUAGGGGAUAUUAUGGUGAUGAAGAAUUGCAAGUCAUAUCUGCCUUUCAGAGGGAAGAAUGAAAACAAUCCAGAUUUCUCAACAAAACUGGUGGUUGUUUUUAUUUUGUAUUGGAACAACAACUACAGAAGGAAUGAAGUGAUACAUGCGGACAUUCUCACUCUGAUAUGACAGUAUUUGUCAUACGACAUGUGCUUGCUGCAUGAUUGAAAUGAUUUUUUGUAAUUAUUAAAUCAAUUUAAGAUAAAAGAAGUGUGAAGAAAAAAGCGUGCAUACCUUAAACCAUAAAAACAACAACGAAAAGGUUUUUCUGCCUCAUAGCUUCCUCUUACUAAGUUCUUCCUCAGGCAUUAAAAAUGUCUUAUGUGGUUUAAGUUUCAGUAUUGAUCAAAGUUAAAAGGCACGGGUUCAUGUUUGGAGAGGAAUGCUGUAAGCCUGAAAUCAAUUGAACAGGAAAUAUAGAUCAUAACUUUCCUCCAUGUGUUCCAAAGUCCUAGUUUUUAGAUGAGCUUGUGGGGCUGCUGUAUGGUUCCCCAGUAUUCCAUGGUAUUUGUACUCUUUGGGGUGCAUGAAUUUUUGGAUAGUUUUCUUCACAACUCCACUCUCCAAGCUUGGUUAUCUAUCAUGCAAACCCACCUCCCCUUUUUGGGUAGUUGUUCAGACUGUGGUUCAAAGGCCACAUUGGUGUGCUGCUGUACAACCCCGUUCUCUCAUGAGUGAAGAUAGUUGAGCUAUAUAAUAAUCUGGACACCAUUUUUCUGUGAGGGCUCGCACUUAGAGUACAUGACCUUGUGUGAUGUGAGUUCACUGAUAAGGAUUCAUGGGAAUGACUACUUUUCCCUUCAAGCCUGAGGGACGAAUGAGCUUUUUAAAGGAUUCCCUCAAGAUGAAGUCUGGCAUCAGUCACCUGUUUAUUUGGAAAAGGCACAGGAUCUUUGUACAGGAGAGAUGGUAUACAACCCAAAAGGAGACAUUGAUAUAAAGUGUGGAAAAUCUCUUAUCUCUCCAAGCACUUUUCCCUUCCUUAAGUGUGAAACUGUCACACCUUGAUUAAACUGGAUAGAGCCACUGGGGAACUUGAUAAAUUCAAAUUUGGUUUGUGGGCUGACUUUCGUCAUUCCCCAGUUGGGAAUUGGCUUUUAGUUGAGAGUUGUAUAGCUGCCAGAUGUGUACCAGUGAGCAGCAUAUAUAUCUGGCCUUUCCUGUCCCACCUUCAUCUCCAUCUGCUAGUAACUUGCUUAUAUUAUAAAUACAAGUUCUUUGCUUCUAAAGAGCAGUGUGUUUAUUCCCCACCUAAAGGCCUAAUCUUCUGUUUGUCACAUAACACGCUGGUGCUUUUAAAGCAGCUUAGGAGUCUCCAUAUGGAGGCACAUUAUGCGCUCCGUCAUGCUGCUCUGGGCUGUGUGAUCUGAUUAGGUUUUCUGCACUUAGGAGAGCCAAACCUCUUUUAGCAAUUGGAUUGAGGAGGCGAAGGCCUCAAUGACUAUGGUGCUUUUCGCUUGCUGCAUGUUUUGCUUAAGCGGUUUUGAAGGAACGUCGCCGCUGGACUUCUUCAAGCAGCACCCAGAGCUAAAGUGGCAAUAGUGCUUCCAGGCACUGAAUCUGUGGUGGUAUGGAUCACACUCAUCCAGGUUGUGGUGUUUGACACUGGUAAGUGGCGGGAGAUGCAUGGCACGAUGGGAUUGAAGCUGGAAAGUUUUUACCCAACUAUCAAAGGCUUGCCACUUUAUUUUACUCUUCUACCUUCCCUGGCUGACAAUUUUUUUUUUAAUCCCCCCCCCAAACUCAUUUUUAAGAUACCCGUUUGCACAAGGUGUUUUCUGAGGAUUCCCUCCCCCUUCCACCACCUCACCCCACCCCCACUAUUCAUAUUGUAAUCUCUUGGAAGUUAAGCCGUAUCAUUAAAAACCACAAACCACUGCGGUCACCAGAUACCAUGAUGGUACUCCAUUCUGUUUUCUCUCACCACUCAGUACAGUGGUACCUUGGUUCUCAAACGCUUUGGUUCCCAACAUCCAAAAACCCAGAAGUGUUCUGGUUUGCGAACGUUUUUCAGAAGCUGAAUGUUUGAUGCAGCUGUCAGCUAUUGUUUCCAGGGUGCCUGCACCAAUCAGAAGCUGCACCUUUGGUUUUUCAAACAUUUCUGAAGUCAAACAGAGUUCCAGAAUGGAUUAAGUUCGAGAACUAAGGUGUAACUGUAUUUGGCGCUUUUGUUUUAGCUAUUUAUUUUGUGUUUUUGUUUUUGAGGCUUUUCCAGUUAAUUUGUUUUUUGUGACUGUGUGGAACCCAGUUCAGCUACUGAUUGAUUGAUUGAUUGUGUGACUGCGGAAAUGGAUAAAGCCCCCCAUCCAAACAAUGACUAUCAUCAUUGCAGGUACGAAAAAAUAACCAUUUUUAUUUUUAUCAUCUACAAUACUGUCUUAUUUAUUUUAUAGUACAGUGCAUUGAUUAUUGCUUUCAUUUUAUGGAUCAGUGGUCUCACUGGAUAGUAAAAUUCAUGUUAAAUUGCUGUUUUAGGGGUUGUGUUUAAAAGUCUGGAACGGAUUAAUCCGUUUUGCAUUACUUUCUAUGGGAAAGCGCGCCUUGGUUUUGGAACAUCUUUGGUUUUGGAACGGACUUCCGGAACAGAUUAAGUUUGAGAACCAAGGUACCACUGUAUUCUUUGCCCACUGAGCAUGCCCCAUCUGGGGUUUGGGUGGCAUCUUACCCUUUAGGAUGUCCUCCCCCAAAAUUUUUUUUUUAAAAAAACUUCUAGCGUUUUGUUCCCUUAAGUCUGCUGAUGAUUCCUCCCAUUUGUGCAUUGGUGGUGCUGUUUCGAUUACGUACUGUAAGAAUGUACCCUCAGAAAGUGAGUUUGCUAUUAGUAUAUGGACAUUUGUGAGGAAGUGGUCCUGUGACUGGAUUUUCACAAGAGCACUUUGUCCUCUAAAUAAUAGUUUACUCAGGGCAGACCGUCCACCUCAAAAUAAUUGUGCAAAUCAGCCCAUAAUCUGUUGCUCACGUUUGAACACUUCUUGCUUUGCUUCUUAGUUUGUGUCAGAAAUAAUGAUGAAAAGGUUUCACAAACCACUGUAGUCAACCAUGAUUAGAAGAAAAGAAUUAAAUGAAUAGGGAGCAUCAUGCACAAUAUUUGAGAAGUUAAAGUUGCAUUGUGGAAAAUAUUCUUCCAUCUCAAAAUAGUUGUGUGAAAUGACUCCAAAUUCUUCCUGUUGUUUUUGUUGUUGUUGUUCCUUUUCUAAAGUCACUGUGUAGUUUGAUUGACAUGUUUAUUUCCAGGACACCUUGCAUGCUGCGAGUGGCUUGCGAAUUGAAUUUUUUUAUUAGAAAAAACAAAACAAAACAAAACAUUGAGAUGGGAAGGAGUUGUGCAAUGUAAUGGAGAUUUGGGGACAGGGAGGAGGUUGCAAUAGGGCAGUGGGAGAAGCUGUUAACUGGAGCAGAUGUAGAGAAAUAUUAGGAAUUGGAAGAAUUUUAAUAGGCAGGGCCAAGUAGAAGGUAUUGAUGCUGCAGCAGCCCUCCCAAAAUCAGACACUUGUAAUAAUUCAGUAGUGGCAGUUUGGAGUAGCCACCAAUUUUUGGACUAGAAUUUACACAAAGGUGCUUUGUUUGGGAAUUUGAAUGACCCAGGCAAGAUGAUAACCGUAUAGCACAAUUUGAAAGAGAUGUUUAAUUUGUAAGUAGUCUUGGAAGUUUUGAAUUGCCUUUCCAGGAAGUGUUGGAUCUAGAAAUGAAUUAAUGCCCAUUGCACUGUUGUAUUAUCGGAAGAGUGGUGCAGUUGUGAAUAUGCAGGAAUCUAACAUACCGGAAUGCGGCAAUACAUUUUGCAGGUGUAGCAGCAGCUGGCCUGAUCUACUGUAAUGAAUUGUUAGGGAAACAAAUGAGACUGGUUCCUCUUUUGGAUCACUCAAUGCAUUUUAGGUGCCUCUCAUUGUUAAACCUACCCGAUUAUAUUUUUUCUAUGAAAAUGCAAAGUUUUAACAUAAUUUGCACUAUUAUUAGGUGUUUCAUGAGUAAUUUGAAAUAUUUGGGAACCUGCUUUACAAAGAUUUUAAAAUGAUCACCCAUGCAUGCACAGUGCCUAACCUUUCUAGACAACACAUCCUGUGUUCCCUUAGGUACAGUAUGUACAGUAUUUUUAAGUUACAGGUGUGCUUAGAUUCACAGAAAAUAGUGGCAGACUUUUCACUGUUUAAUUGCCUGCUGCAUUUGUUUUCCCACUUGUGUUUUCGUUUUUCUAUUGCGAAAAUUGCAGCAAGGAUAACAUCCGCACUGUCAUAUAAGUCUUGUUCUUGUAUGUUUCAAGGCUGUGGAUCUUACUGGGCUUUCUUUACCUAGAGAACUAAAUACUUAAUGUAAAGUGUUAAACUUACAUUCUGAAUACUGUAAGAAAGACUUCAGUGGAUAACCCAAAGUUCUAGUAUUACCUGAGAUUGCUACACCUGAAAAAAGGAAUUGCAGCAUUCCAGUACGUUAGAUUUCUCCCCGUCCACUUUCUCAGUCGCACCCUAAGAGCCUAUGAUAUUAGCAGUGUAGAACCAGACUAGGCCUCUUUCCUCAAAGUAACAAAUACCGGUGUGCUGGGAAAAGAUUUUGCUUGAGCCGUCUUUCUCUCAUAUAUAUAUAAUGCGUGAGAGAGUUGGCUCUCCUUCCAUUGCACCUGAUUAAGAUGUAAAAUAAAUAUUUACAAUAUGUCAUGUUAUACCAGCAGGCAUUGAUAUAAGGGAAAGGUGCCAUCUUACAUAUUUUAAGGUUGCUUCUCUUGUGAAAUACAUAGAGGGUGUGUGUGUGUGUGUGUGUGUGUGUGUGUGUGAGAGAGAGAGAGAGAGAGAGAGAGAGAGAGAUUAGAUUUCUUACCCACCCUUCACAUAAGGUCCCAGGGAAGGUUACAACAAAACGAUUCUAAAACAAAAUGGUUACAACCAUAAAUUAAAAGAAGUGUUCAAAUGUCGACUUCAUUAUACAUCUGUAAGCGCCAUGCGAAAACGUUCUUCUUCAACCAGGCCUUGGACUGAUUAACAGUCUAUGUCCUUUUAAAUGUGUUUGCAAGAGGGUGUGUGUUUUGUUUUGUUUCUGGUUAUGUUCUUUGUGGUUUUAUUCUGUAUUUUAUGCUGUGAACUGCCCUGAGAUCUUCAAACGAAGGGUGGUAUACACAUUUAAUAAGUAAUAAUAAUAGUAAUAACAAAACAGCUUCAUUUGUAAAACAAUCACAUUUAUUAACAAAAUGCAAACAUUUAAAAAAUAAAUCUAUAAAGUCAGUUAAAAAUAGUUCUGAGACAGAUGCAGACUGGGAUAAUGAUCUCCACUCAAAAGACUUGUUGGAAACAUGUGGGAUAUGUUUAUCAUAAGGAGAUCUGGAGUUCCUACACAUCAUAUAUUUAAAGUACAUCCCUACCAAAAACCCUGGGAACUUUACCCCUCCGAGAGCUACAAUUCCCAGCACGAACUACAGUUCCCAGUUUUUACUUUUGCGGGCUAGAGGGAGAGAAAUCUGUUUUAAAUGUAUGGUGUGUACACGGCCAAAUUGUGAAGAAGCAGACUUCAGACAAAGGCACCGUGCCGACUUUUUGAGUAGUGUGUGUGUGUGUGUGUGUGUGUGUGUGUGUUUGUACAACCUUGUCUUUCUGGAUCUUCUAGUUGUGGGCAUGACUUCUGGAGCCGUACCAGAGCCUUUAAAGUGUAAUAUUUAAGCUUUUCACUCCCUGCCGUCUGACUACCAAAAGUAACUGUCUGUACCCUGAUAGCAUUUGUCGGGGCUAAACUUGGUUGUAGAUUGACCUGGUAUGGACAGGUAUUUCCCGUUUUGUUCCCGCCUCGCAGCCGACAAGAGAUUGCCCAAAAGCAGUCAAAGUUUGGAUUCUGCUGGCUUCGCCUGUCACCGGUAAAGCCUUGCAUUUCCAGCUUGUGCCUUUCUUAUGAGCCUUCCAAGCACGAGAUGGCUGAUGACUGUUCUUGGACCGAAGUCAUGGGUAUGCUGGCUAGAUUUUUAUCUCUCCGUUCUCACCCUGCCGUAUAUGAGGAGAGAAGAAGGAGGAGGAUUUGCAGUCUAAUUAGCAGCAUUCCUGAGACGUGACUGGGUGGUGCUGCAGCCCUGUUGCGUUUGCUGCAGUCAGCUGCUCAACAAUCCAAAAGUGUUCCAGGAACUUACUCUGUUCUGGGACUAUUUGAAGAGAGACACAGAUGGACUGGUGGUUGGUGUUUCUCUCCGCCGAGAAGAGCAAUUUGUACUCUGUAUAAAGGAAUAUGGAUAAAUUCGGAAAGCAUGGCAGAUCCGGAUUUGUUAGGACUCGCAUUCCUAGACCUCAGGUCCUACUGCAGCCAAUCCAGCCUUCUGGUCAUCCAGGCGUUUGCAGGUAAUUCUCACACCUUUGUUUUGGGAUGCCUCCUUUUUGGUGAUUUACACUAGCCUAGAAGGUGGCAUGGAGUUAGGAAGACAGUAUUGUGCUCUGCUGGUAGUGCAAUCAAAUGGAAAAUCCCAAACUUAAGGUACUAAUAAAACGCAGUACGCAAAGAUUGUAGCAAAUACCGGUAAUUGAUAUCGCUUAUUUGUUUGUUUGUUUGUUUGCAAUAGCAGUCUAAAUUGGUGCAUUUUAAAAGAGCUUCUCAGUAGUCUGUUUCAGGAAAUGCAAAAAGUUGUUUCAGUGUUAGAAGCUGCUGCAUAAACCCUUAUUAAAGAAAUAAUAACUUGCCUUGGAAACUGUUUCUGAGUAAAGGGAAGUAAAAGUGAUAGCAUAACUUCUAAUGGACUGAAAUUUUCUCAAUCAUAGUUUAGAGCCAAAUGUGGGAGUACGCCCAGAGUUUUUAUAUAAGAUAUACAUAGGCUACAUUUCUCAGCGCCUUUGUUUGCUUGUUGGUUCCAGUGAAAGCAGCUGGACAAGCUUCCAAGGAGAUAUACUUAGGAUCACAGUGUCAGUAUAUUUAUUGUGGCAUUGUGGAUAUUUAGUCAACUAUCAUGCACUCUGACUUGGGAAGUACUUUCCAUUUCCCAUAUUAAUAUAAGGCAGAUUGAUACAUCAAUACAAGUUUGGUAGUUUUGUUUUUGUUUUGACAGGCAUUUGUUACCAGGAGUUUUUUCUUUGCUUUAUAUACUUCUCAUUCUAACAGGCUAGUUUCGGGUUUUUUGGUGGGGAAGUCGUAACUGAAGGAUGGGCUUCUGGGAAAUUCUCAAGAAGCAAUGGCAAAUAAAAUAAGAGGAGGGUCUACUUCAUUUUGAAAACUUUAGAUGGCACAGUUUAAGAUGACUGUGGGUUUUUUUUAUUUAAAAAAUCUUGAAAGUGUAUAAGGAUCUCAAUUUCAAUAUAUCUGUUGUUGUUUUUGCCUCAAACUGCGUCAUGUAUGGGAUUUUAGUACAGUGGUACCUCAGGUUAAGUACUUAAUUCGUUCCAGAGGCCCGUUCUUAACCUGAAACUGUUCUUAACCUGAAGCACCACCUUAGCUAAUGGGGCCUCCUGAUGCCACUGCGCCGCCGGAGCACGAUUUCUGUUCUCAUCCUGAAGCAAAGUUCUUAACCUGAAGCACUAUUUCUGGGUUAGCGGAGUGUGUAACCUGAAGUGUAUGUAACCUGAAGCGUAUGUAACCCGAGGUACCACUGUAUUAACCAAAGCCUGAUGAUGGAAAUUCAAAUAUACUGCUUAAAUUGAAAUCAUGCAUGCAUGCAUGUAAGUCACCCAGUGCUUGCAUAAUGAAUACUCUGUUACGUAUUUGCAGGCAUGAUUGAUGGUGCCUGUGACUACGUGAUGCUUGCAAAAUGAUAUGCCAAAAAUCCCAAUAGUUUAAUUGCUCUUCCGAAUGGCCACAUGUUCAAUUAGUGUCCCAGUAACCACAGCAUCCGUACUGGAUUGCCAUUAAGAUGCCUAGCCUUGUUGAACCCCGCAGUCUUCAGUGCUGUCCUUUCCAAGAACUGUUACUAAAGCUGUGGUUAUUGAUCCAGAUUCCCUUGCAUCAUCUCCCUCUCCUCCUCACCCUUCCAACUUCAGGUUGAUGAAGCCUGUAUUUCUAGUGUCAGUACGCCGACUGAGUGCCAGCUGUGCUGCAUUUUCUCGCAAUUCAAAAAAAUCUGACUCGGUCACAUUCCACAAGGUGACCAAACUUCAUGCAGAAACUAUUUGGUGCAUUUUUGUGGCGGGGUUAACUUGUCUUCGAGAUAAGCCUUAAAAUAAACACCUAUCCCUUUUUCUCUUUGUCUGUGACCCUGAAUUUAACCCCAUCUGCACAUCUCGCUUCAAAGAAGAUGUACAUCUAAGUGGCAGGUGCAGUGCUGAAGUCUGGAUUUGGUUUUGUGAGCCAAACUGACCCCUCUCCAUCUGGGGGUGGGGGGAAAUGGUGACUGCAAGGAGCUUAUGGAUCUGUGCUUUUAAUUUGCAUGGCCCGCAAAUCUCUUUAAGCAUGCAGCUUAAGUGGAUCCUUCUUGGGUUCUGUUUUGGUGGCCUUGGAAAUAGUUUAUUCCUCUACUGUUUACAUCAUUCCUUGCUAAUCACUGAGCCGGAAUAGUUUCUGUUUCCCAAUAUUCUUCUUGAACAGCAAAUGCUUCCCAAAAAUGGGGGGUGGGGAGGGAGAGAGAGAGAGAGAAUGCCUCCAUUGUUACAUGGUAGAAAUUUGGUCUCCUCUGAAGGAUGGGGUUGCAAAACCGUAUUAAAUUAUAUGAUAGGUUUUGUACUGAUCAAGUUAGUUGCAUAACAGUCUAAACCGGCUUUCACCAGCCAGGCACCCUCCAGCUGUUUUGGACUACAAGUCCCAUCAGCCCUGCACACAUGCACCAGCUGGGGCUGAUGGGAACUGUAGUCCAAAACAGCUGGACGGCAGUGGGAUGGUCUAAAUAUGGUGGGAAAGGCUUUCUGUCUAAGAAUGAAAAAAGAGAAUAGCAUUAUUUGUACAUUCUACGUAUUAUACUGUCUGGUGGAAGAGCAUGUUAGACAUGUAUCAAAAUGACUACAAAGCACAUGCUGUUUAAAACCCAACAAGAAAACGGUGGUUACCCUUCCAAACCUGUGAGGUGUGGGAAGUGAGGAAGGCCUCCUUUGGAAAGAAAUUCCAGAUUUGGUGGAGGGGAGAGGAAGGAAUCAUAAAGGUUCCUCUUUAAAAACCUUUCAGAUUCUGACUUCCUUUUCAUUUCAGUGGCACCAGUAGUGUCCCAUCAGGCCUCUCAGUGAAUUUUAGAAACAUAGAAUUGUGGAGUUGGAAGGGACCACGAGGGUCAUCUAGUCCAACCCCCUGCAGUUCAGGAAUCUUUUGCCCAGCGUGUGGCUUGAACUCCCAACCCUGAGAUUAAGAGUCUCAUUCUCUGCCGACUGAGGAAAGUAUGCAACUUCCUCUCUCACUGGAUCACUCCUACACUUGCCAGGGAAAGUCUGCCACACAUCUCAGUGUAUGUUUUAGUUAUGCAUUGGCUGACUAGCAUAAGUUACAGCACCCUGCAGGGUCAGACAGGAGAUUACAAGUAUUGAGAUGGCGUGCUCAGCUGCUUUUGUACCCUUUGUUUGUUUGUUUCAUAACAUUUAUACAGUAUGCCGUUUGAUUGUAAUUUUUAAUUUUAUUGGCAUUUUAUUUACAACAUAACAUAAACCCCCCAUCCCCCCAUACACAAAUCCACCCUCAUUAAACGUGAACAUAACAUAACAUACAGUGAGCAUAACAUACAACAAUACAAACAACCAAAUAAAAGACUUCCGUUUGAUUGUAAAAAACACACAGAAAAGAAUAAAACAAUAAAGUGAUCAGUCAAGAAGAGCUAUAUAAAACAAAAAUAAAUAAAUAAAAUUAAUGAUAAGAGAAGCAGAGAUUAAAACACAUGCCAGAAUUCUAGAUAUCUGAGUAGGCUUGCCUAAACAAAAAUGUUUUUACAAGGUGCCAAAAAGUGAAAGUGCCUGCCUGGUGGCAAUAUGCAGGGAGUUCCAUACUAAAAGAUCAAUUUCUUACUAAUGCAGGAGCAGUAUUGUGUGGCAGCUAUGUAACACUGCCGUUUUCGCAGAUUGAAGUGGUCAAGUGGUCAUGUAAGGGGUAAGGUGGUCCUGUAGGUAAACCAGUCCCAAGCUGCGACAGGGUCUCACUCCUGCCAGCAAUCGUGCUGCAGCAUUUUGCACACUAACUGUAGCUUCUUCAGCCUGGAUAGCUCAGUUGGUGGGAGCCUGGUGCUGAUAAUGCCAGGGUUUCAAGUUCGAUCCACAAAUGGGACAGCUGCAGAUUCUUGCAUUGCACAGGGUUGGACUGGAAGAUGAUCAACUCUGCAGUUCCAUGAUGCUAUGAUUCUAGAUCAUGUGCAAGAGAAGCCCCAGAUAGAGCAUUAGAAGUCGCUGUCUCUCCCCCACCUCCUCUAGAUGAGUGGGACAAAGGCCUUUAUUAUACAUCUGUUGAUUUACUGAAGUCUAGUCAAGGAAUUGGCAGCUGAGCUUAAGAGGGAACCUAGAUGUUUGCCUUCUACAUCCCAUCCAACCGUCUUACAACUUGAGCCACACUGUUUCCAAAACAGUUUUGAAGUACAGUGGUACCUCAGGAUGCGAACGGGAUCCGUUCCGGAGCCCCGUUCACAUCCCAAACAGAACGUAAGACGCAACAGUGCGCCUGCGCGGGUCGCAUUUCGCCGCUUCCGCACAUGUGCGUGACGUCAUUUUGACCGUCUGCGCAUGCGCGGGCGGCAAAACCCAGAAGUAAAGCGCUCUGUUACUUCCGGGUCGCCACGGAGCGCAACCUGAAAGCACUCAACCUGAAGUUUUCCCCGAGGUAUGACUGUAGAUGAAAACUGCAAAAACUUCUUUAAAUUGAGAAAGAAAAGCUGCUGUUUGUUGUCAGGUGAAUCAAGGAAGAGGUUAGGUUAGGUUAGGCAAAAACAAACAAACACUGAUCUUGGAGGAAAUACAGAUUGCCCCACAUUGUGAUUUUGUCUCAGCAGCAGAGAAAGCAGGAGAUCAUCAUAUACUUAGUAAAAGCUGUUUCAUUUUUACCCCUUCAUUAUGGAUAAAUCAGUGUAACGGGAAAUGGAGGACACAGCUCAUUCAGCAUCCAAUUCCUUGGUGCAUCGGGGAUGACUUUGCAGAGGGGCUCUCAGCUGCAUGUGCCUCCUUUGAGAGAAGUUCUUCUCUGAACUGUGAGAAAGCCCGUGCAUUUUGUAAUUGGCUAAGUACCGUAUUUUUUGCUCUAUAAGACUCACUUUUUCCCUCCUAAAAAGUAAGGGGAAAUGUGUGUGCUUCUCAUGGAGCGAAUGCCGGCUGCACAGCUAUCAUAGAAGCCAGAACAGCAAGAGGGAUUGCUGCUUUCACUGCACAGCGAUCCCUCUUGCUUGUUCUGGCUUCUGAGAUUCAGAAUAUUUUUUUUCUUGUUUUCCUCCUCCAAAAACUAGUUGCGUCUUGUGGUCUGGUGCGUCUUAUAGAGCGAAAAAUACGGUAGCUUGUCAGGGUUACGAUUAGCAGGUGCCAAUGCCAUUGUACUUGGUUUCUUCGCUUGAUACAUUGAUUUGGAAGUGAAGGUAGUCCUGUCUCACUACCCUUUGAUUUUGACUUGGCUCAUAAAUUUGAUAAGCAGGUGCUCUCCUUUUGGUUGACCUAGUUGCCACAAAUGUUGAGAAACUGAAUGCCAUUUGUGCCUGUAGAGGCAACAGCCACCCUAGUUCAUAUAGGGAAAAACAGAACUGGGAGUGGUGAGAACUGCCCUGUGGCUGUUACACAAUUACUUCACCUCCCCGCUCAUUGCCUAAUCUUUUUAUCCUUUUACGCUAACAGUUUCCAUCCACGUUAACACUGAAUUGGCAUUUGUGGAACACCUCAGAGCCCUGCUUUGAGCAUGUCUACUUAUUGGAGUUUUAUUUAUUUUACAAGGAAAUUCACCAAGAUAAAAAGAAAAAUCCAGGCAUAAUUAAUAACGCCAAACAGGGAGAAAGGGAAGAAAGAGCUUCCAUUAAGCCACAGGUCAUAUAUGGCUAUAUUCCUUAGCUCAAAAUCAGUGGUCACACAUAUGCUGAUUAAACAAUUUCAUUUUCAUUCUCAAAAAAUUAUGAAGUCAUAACUAUUAUACAAGGAUCAGCCUUGCGUUCUACAAUGUUGAAUAAAUACAUUCAGUCAGGAAAUGUGUGUGAGAAAGAAAUUAUGUUCUCUUGCUCUAAUGAGAUACCUUAGUUUGGCCAUCAGGGUAUAAUCUCAACAUCUAUUAAAGCACUCUGUAAUAGAUGGAAUGUUCCUUGACAUCCGUUUGGAAAUAGGUAUCUAUAGUAUUGGAAUUUUGAUCUAUGAAAUUCUUAACCUGUUGUGUUGCUUUGUUGAACUAGUGGCUGCAUACAAGAGCCACUUAUAGUGGAAUUAGACCUGAAUUCAGAUCUGCAUUCAGAUCUGUUAAAACUAUUGGAUGGCCAUUUGCCCGUAUUCUGACUGACCUCCUUUGCAGGGUUUGUGAGAAUAACAUGAAGGGAGGUGGAAGAGUGGAACAAUACAAUAAUCUUUAUUGUCGUUGUCCCAUACUGAACAACAAAAUUGAAAAAUCUACCUAAAACAUUCAAAACCCAACAAGCCUGCUAUCCCAGCUAUCCCAACCUGGUUAGCCCCCUAAAAACUCUGAUACCCCAUUUUUAAAUACAAUAUACUCCCAUAGAGACUCCUUAUACUGUGUUUAAAACCAAAAUCGCAUUUGGGUAGAAACUGUUUCUCAGGCAGCUAGUCCUAGUCCUUAUAACCCUGUACCUUCUUCCAGAAGGCAGAAGCUGAAAGAGAUCAUUUCCGGGGUGUGCACUAUCCUGCGUUAUCUCUGCAGCUUUCUUAUGGCACCUGGAAGCCUAGAUUUGAUCCAAGGUGGGAAGAGUGCACCCAAUUAUUCUCUCCACAGUCUUUACAACCCUGGACAGCAUUGUUUUUCCCUGACCGUUCAGCUCCCAAACCACACACACAGACCAUAAGUUAAUACACUCUCCACAGUACAAUGGUAAAAUGCCAUCAACAGGUCCUCUGAGCGUGCUCCUCUGAGGUCUUCAGAAGGGUAGGAUAAAAUGCAAUUUAAAAAGGAACUAACCUCCACUGGCCUCUUGUAAUGUAAAACCAUAAAGCAGAUAAGCAUCAUAAAACAGCAUUCCAGCAGCAAAGGGAACCAAUUCUUUGAAUCAGUUACCUCCCAAGACCUGAAGGAAGUGAUGCAUCUAAAUGUGAAAUCAGACAGCAAGCAAUGUGUGGGGACAACAGUCAAGUCCACGAGCUUGCUUGUGUCUCAGUUUGAUUCUUAAGCUUUGCCUGAGCUGAUUCACACAACAUACUAAGCCACACUUUAGCUUAGCAGGACCAUGCAAAUGUGCAGAUUCCUGGAGGGGAAAUCGCAUCCGCUUUGCCACUCUCUAGGGCUCCACACUAAGCAAAGCCAAGGUUUGCCUUCACACAACCUUGAGUCUCCGUUCCAGUGGCAUGCUAAGCCAAACCAGCAGCAAAAAGGAUCUAGGAGGAGCAGAUCGGCUCUGGAGCCCAAACAGGAGCUCACCUGUUUGUGCAAUCUCACAAAACCAAGGUUUAGCUUAGCAAGCUGUGUGAACCAGGCCACUGGUACAGUGAACCAACGUUAAGAGCCCAGAAGUUUGAACCCUGUAUGGGACAGUUGCAUGUGCCUGCAUUUCGGGAAGUUGGACUAGAUGAGCCAUAGAGUCACUUCCAACUCUACGAUUCUGUGUAUGCAUAGUCCUACUAAGCCAAGAUUUGGCAUGUUGUGCGAUAACAGUGCCAGAGGCUGCACCAGUAGCCUCUGGGAACUGCAGAUGUUUGUGGAGAGGCAACAGUCCUGGUUGCAGAUAAUGGGCUGUCAUCUCCGCACUGUUCUAAUACAGCACCUAUACCGAACAGGUCCUUAGCAGUUGCUAGCCUUUUGCAUUCUUGAUUGUAAUUCUGUUGCAUGCAACUGUGUCAGAAAUAGAGGGUUGCCAUGUAAAAAAAAAGCCUGUAAAAGCAUUAGAGCCUGCUAGGUCAGGCCAGUGUUCUACCUGUUGUAUGGAGAUCUCCACACCAAAGAUUCAAAGCACAUGGCAAUCUCCCAAAGGAUCCUGGGAACUGUAGUUUGUGAAGGGGGCUAUAGCAAUUGUAGAUCUUGUAAAGAGCAAACUACAGCUCCCAGGAUUCUUUGGGAGAUGCCAUGUGCUUUGAAUCUUUCAUGUAGAAAUCUCUAUACAACAGCCAAGUUACUGUGGCAUCAUCUGAAGUAAGCCCUGCUUUUUGCCUGGCUGGAAUGUGCCCUGGACAUCUCCUCCUUGCUGAAUAGAGGUGUGUGUGUGUGUGUGUGUGUGUGUGUGUGUGUGUGUAGAACCCUCUUGUGUUUUGCAUGGGCAGAAAGUAUCCUACUGUACAAAGAUAGGCAUUGGAUCCACUGCUGCUUCUCAUUUCGGCUGCUGGGUCCUGCCCAGAUCCCCACAAGGGAAUGUUACUCACUCCUGCCCUAUCACCAUAUCUCCCCUUGCCUGUACCCCUGUUGAUCUGCACACCCCAACUUUUCUUCCCUCCCUCCCUCUCCACUGUCUCCAACUUUUAACUCUCCAAGGCACCUAUCUUCCUGUUUUCUCACUUGGCUGCUUUCCCCACCUCUUUUAUGAUUAUUAUUGUUGUUGUUGCUGCAAAGUUUCUGCACUGCAAGGAAGUCCUUGUAUCUGUUGAUCAGGCCAAUGUAGGCUUAAGUAAUUGCUUAGUACAAUCCGUUAUUGCAACGAGAGUGCUCCAGGCAUAAACUUGGAAGCAAAUUAAAGAGGGACUUAGUUUCCCACUUCAUUAACCCCCUCCCCCUUGCUCUUUUUUUUUUAUCCCUUUCAUCCAUCCUGUCUCUGCUAACAGAUUAUUUGACCUUGAGAGACUAGUUGAAGGUUGGCGGAAGAGCUGAAUUUCUUGAAGCUGUCUGUCAUUUCCUCUGACUUCCUACAACUCUCGGCACCCCUCUUUACCAAAUCCUUCCCUGGUUAUAUGUGUGGUGUGUGUACUGUGUAUACACAACUUUGUGGCCUGAUCCACUUGAAUGGUCAAGCUUUCACCGGGCUCCUUGCUCAGCUGUGUCUGAAUAAAUCCUUUCUGCCUAAGUUCUGAUAGCGUCAGGCUAAAGGACCAUUUAGUUCAGCAUCCUGUUCCGACAGUGACCAGUCAGAUGCAACAGCACUCUCCCCCAGUUGUGAUUCCCAGCAACUGCCAUUCAAAGGUAGACUGCCUCUGACAGUGGAGGUACUUUGCCCCUAGAAAUCACUCUAGUAUUCAGAAUGUUCUUCCAGUGUCAUUGGCAUGGAUGUCUUUGAGAUGUCGCCGUCACCAUUUCCGUUUUUAUUGCAAGCUAAGUUGGAACCACUGUGAAGUGGAUCACAUUAUUGUUGGCUUCUGCUUGUGGCAAGCAAGUCUACCCUUUAAAGCAGUUGAGAACAAUAAGAGGAAAUGCUCUAUUAACGCAGCUGCUGAACUGGAAGGCUGUCUAAUUCCAUCCUCCAUGUGGAAAGGGCGUUGAGAAACGCAAGGCAGGAAUCCAAUAGCUUGCGGGGGCGGGGAGCAUCUAUUUGGGUGGAAUGAUUCAACCUUGGAACAACCGACUGCAUAGCAACCUUGGCUUAUGUUUACUGGUCAGUAACCAGUGUAAAGGGCAUAUUUUGGCCUCGUGUGCAUCUUUUCCCUUUUUUGGGGUCUGUUUUUAUGGUGAUGAAUAUUGAAAGUUACUUGAUGGGCUCUAAUGUUGAGUUAACAACUGGAAAUGUCCUCUAGGGUUAUGUACACAUUAGUGGCUUAAAAUGCAGCAAAUGUGUUUUCGCCUUCUGCGUUUCAAGUCAUAUUUGCAUGGUGCUGUACACAUCGUAAGGGGAAGUGGGGAUAUCAUCAUCACCCAAUGUGCAUGGCCUAUUCAGACACACAUGCCCCGAACUCCUGUUCAUGAAGCUGUCAUUUGCACAUGUGCACUUAUGAGCACACGUGCGAUUGCUGUCUCAAAUGUGCACAUAUGUCUUAAGUUCGACGUGAAUGUGGCCUAAGUUUUCUAGUUGGAUUGAAGCGGGUUAGAGAGAAGGGGGGAAACACAUCAAAAGCAAUAGAUCUCCAGUAAGUGAAGGAAUGGUAUGGUUUGUGGCUACCAUCAUGUGUAUAUGACUUCAAAAACUAGCAGAGGGAGUACGCUGGAUGCAAAGUAAGUAGUAAUGCACACACAGCCCUAGAUUGCAAUUCUCUGCACCCUUAGCUGGGAGUAACCUUCUUUGAACACCACAUCUUACAUAAGAAGCAUGGGAUUCAUCUGCUUGGAUGACUUAAUUUCUUACAGGCACACCACAAACCAGGUUGAGAAGAAGAAGAAGAAGAAGAAGAAGAAGAAGAAGAAGAAGAAGAAGAAGAAGAAGCAGCAGCAGAAGCAGAAGAAGGCGGCAGUUUGGAUAGGAAAUUAACAGCUAACCACUUGUGUUCUGGGUCCUUAAGCACAUAUAAUGAGAUUUAGGGCAGAGCUAUGUCUUCUUUCUUCUCUUUCUUUGGCGAUCACUCGUAGCCGAGUAAGAUUGUCUUCCAUAAACACGGUUUUAACACUGAGUCCGUAAGUGACUGUGGAGGCCAAUUCUAGAUCCACACGUCCUUCCACAGUGGGGACAUUGGUUUCCGAGUGGGAGUUGAUCACAAUGUGGAUUUGCCAAGCGUGCCUUCCUCCUAGCACGUUUCUCCCUUGCGUCCUGAGUUUGAGUGUCUUCAAAGUCCAUGACACCUUUGGUAAAGGCUGUUAUCAUAGCGUUGACAGGCCCAGGUUUUGACUUCCAAAAUGUAUGCAUUUGCUACAGGAAAAGUGCUGCUGUGUAAUACAUGCUAUUCCUAAAGCAUCAGUGCAUAGAAAUGAGGGCAGUGCUAUAUGCGACUUGGUUGUUGGAUUGGGUGCAACGCAGCGCCAGCACUUAAGGGUGCAAUCCAAACCCACAGUCGACUUCAUGUGUGUGGGGUAGGGUGAAGUUCUCCCUUCACCCAGCUCAGAACAGCUCCCUGCCUAUGGAAUGAUGCUCCCUGCUCUGCCCACAGGUAGAAGUACUGCUGGUGUACUCUGUAUAAAGCCUGGAAAUGGAGCAUCUGGGCAGAGGGCAGGGGCUGAGCCAGCCUGGGAACCACUGGUGACAUUGUGACCUUCCUCUGCAAGACAGGGGUUUGGAUUACGCAGUAAGGUUUUUUCCCCUUAAAAUAUUGAAAAUUAAAAUAUGAGAGUUCAAGUGAACUUGAUUUAGUCAUCUUCUUCUAACCCUCUUCCCCACUGUGCUAUUGUAGCAGCUGCCCCCAAUGAUUCAUUGCCAAAAUAAUCUACACUUUAUCUAAAUUGCUCCUCGCCAGAGAUCACUCAGUGUUCCUUCCUUGCUGCCUUCAAAGGGAAUUCGACUUAACUUCACUGACGCACAUGUUGAUUCAGCGACCUCCAUGUUUCCAGAUGUUGCUUAUUUUUCAAAGUAUUUCUUGAAUCCCAUACAUUGUGUUUCCAUAAAACAUAGCAGAUUCUAAUCUACAUCAGAAACAGCAACUUUGAAGUGUGCAUAUGUGUGUGUUCAGUUUUUUUUGGAAAGCAUAAUUCUCUGAAAAUGUAGCACAAAGCAGAUUCUUCUGUGACUGCUACUAUUAGUGAGCAAAGGCAUUGAAAUGCAACAAGUUUAAAGUUGCACUCCUCCUCUAUGCAUGGUUAGUCCUUGUAACUCAUUGCCACAGGACAUGGGUAGGCAAACAAAGGCCCGGGGGCCGGAUCCGGCCCAAUCGCCUUCUAAAUCUGGCCCACGGAUGGUCCGGGAAUCAGCAUGUUUUUACAUGGGUAGAAUGUGUGCUUUUAUUUAAAAUGCAUCUCUGGGUUAUUUGUGGGGCAUAGGAAUUCGUUCAUUCCCCCCAAAAUAUAUAGUCCGGCCCCCCACAAGGUCUGAGGGACAGUGGACCGGCCCCCUGCUGAAAAAGUUUGCUGACCCCAGCCAUAGGAUGUGGCGGUUUAAAUUUGGGUAUCUUUUAAAUGAGUGAUAAUGACCUACAUCUUCCUACCAGGAGCGCUUUAGUCUACAUAAAAUUGGAAGUGGAUAACUGAGGCACAGUACUUAGCAGAAGUUUUGUCCUGCCUGGUUAGCAUCCUUAAAAAUCUGGUCCAUUGUCCUUUAUCCUGUAGCAGCCUAUCGAGUACCUAGAGAAACCCCACAAGCAGGAAAUGAAGGCACUAACCCUGCUCUUGCUGCUGUUCCCCAGGAGCAUGCUGGAUUUUGCAUAUGGUUGUAGCCAUUGAUUUCCCUAUCCUCCAAGGAUUUGUCUCAUUGACUUUUAAAGCUAUCUGUUGACUGGCUGGUAAGAUGCUCUCCCAAUAGCUAGCAAAUAGCUGGAAGGCUCAGCCUGUCUUCCAGGCAGUGAUCGCUGCUGGAGAGCUAGUCUAGCACAGGUGGGGCAGCACUGGUUCUAGGUUCAAAGUCAAGUCCUGGCUCCAGUGAGCAGAGCUGGGCCAGGCAAGAGUUGAAUUCCAGAAAGGCCAGAGAUCAUGAGUCUGGUUCCAAUAUGAAAGUCAGUUGGCAGCAAAGGGUCGGGUUCUAAGAUGGCCGCUAUGGGUGAGGUUCCAGAAAUGUGCCCAGACAAAGUCAAGUUUAGGUCUUUGAUAAUCGGAAGGAGCAGCAUGGAGAGCUUUGAGCGGUACUGAAAGCUGGGCAAAUUGAAUUUGGACGUUGUUCUGACAACUAGCAGAUUCAAGUGGCUGGCUCCAUCCCCACAAUGAAUGAGGAUUUCACUGUGAAUGGGGGACUGCUUACUUUAGAAACCUUUGAGUGUGGAGGUGAUGGCAGCCUACUGGUAGCUAUGGUACUGGAUUUCAAUGAUGGGUACUACCUCCUCAGCACAAUGUGUGUGGGGGGGAACUGUUUUGUUGUCCCUUCCCACACAGGAGCUACCUUUGUGGCUUCUCUCACUUCAAUUAAAAGUGGAUGAUGUGAUGUGGUAACUUCUCCCAUGGGUCUUUUGUUUGUUUGUUUGUUCAGGAAUGGUGUGCAGCCAGAGAAACUGCAGAGCGCCGGAUAAAUCAAACGUUUGCAAAUUCUUAAGUGUACUGCAAAAGAGGCAGAAAUACAAAAACGCCUUUUGCAGGUGAAGAGAAAUUGGAAGACAGUUUUGGCACAGCACAAGAUCUAUGCAGCACAUCUUAUUUCAGGUGUGAGAGUGAGGCACUUCCUUGGGCCUCUUUCGCUGAGGAGGUGGGAUUAGGGCCCUGGUUCAUGACAUCCUUCUUAGUAGAGGCAUACCUUUCUUGCCCUCCCUACCUCAGCUAAGGACGAUGUCAUCUGGGUCUGUGCCUGUGAAAAGGAUCAAGGGAAGGGAAGCUGGAGUGUUGGUGUGAGACUAAGUCAGAGAACUAGCUGUGAGCUCUGGAGAACACCUUUUAGGGCUGUCUCACAGGAGAGCUGAUACAGGCACAAGAGACUUCACUCUUUGUAGAAGUAAAGCUUUGUGUCCACAUAUGCUCAACGUGGUUAUGGCUUGCUUAUGUGGUAUCUUUGCCUCACGGUGCCCUCUCCUGAAAUACCAAUCUUGUCACAGUUACCAAUGCCUGGCGAUGCCUACAUUGGAUUAUGAUUAUUUUAAUGUUAUUUAUUUAUUCGAGAUAUUUCCACAAUGCUUAAUUAUUCCCCUUUCUAAGCAGCAGACAUUUAAAAAAAAAACCAUCAGAAAAGAGGGCAAUAAACAAUUAUAGUGAAAUUAACAGAACCUUGAAAUGCCUGUUGUAAUGCAUUAUACAUGGGGCUGCUUGUGAAGAAAGUUCAGAAACAAAAUGGGAGAGGAAGGUUAUGAAGUUGGAACUGAUCAGAUAUUGUCAGUAUUGAAAGACCUUCUUGGCUCCUGAGUGGUUUCCAGGCACAAUGCACAGUACCGUUGUUUUGUUUUGUUUGCCUGUCAAACCAUAAAUAGCCUAGGACCCAGAUUAUCUGAAGCACCACCUACUCACAGAUGAACCUAUCAAAGUGUAGACGUAGUCAGAUGAGGUCCUGCUUUUGAGGUUCACCAGCUUCAGGAAGUGUGGCUUGUCAGUGUUGGUAACCCUUGCAAAAACCUCUCCCUGGUGCUCACCCUACUAUUCCCAAGGCACCAGGUGAAACCUGCCCUGCUUUCCAAAAUUUUUGGCAGGAUGGAAUGGUGGCAUUGGUAGAUGACUUUUCCUGUUAGUGCUGAAGCUUUUCCUGCCUGAUUUGGACAACUUCAUUUUGUGUUUUCUUGCUGCAUUGUCUUAACUGCGUAUGUAAGUUGUAAUGGGAAAUUAUUGAUUUGGUAUAAAUCAUUAAAUAACAAAAAGUUUGGAUUUGUGGGUGAGUUUAGGCAGGUUUUAUGAAAGCUGAAUGCAGUGGGAAAUGAAUUACAAAUGCUUUGAACUAAGUGACCUCAAGACAUAUUGUUUCAAAUGAAUUAAGGAGGCAAAUGGUAUACAAUCAUUCUGGAUGAUUUAAUCGUUCUUGAGUGAGUUUGACUAUAUAUCAUUAUCUUGUAGCAAUUUUUUGGCCCCCAAAGGAAAGGUGGCUGCAGGAGGUUUUCCUCCUCACGUGACUGUGAUUUCCCUCCCCAUUGCAGCACUGGCUGCAUGGAGGGGUUCCUCUUUGCCUUUCUGCAAUAUGAGGGGAAUUUAAGAUGGGUCACCUGAGCUCUGGGAUGGGCUCUGUGACUGCACUGUGCUAAGAAUAUAAGAGCUUGCUGGAUCAGGCCAAUGACUCAUCUAGUUCAGCCUCCUGUUCUCAUAAUAGCCAACCAGAAGUGUGUCGGAAGCAAGAUAUGAGUGCAACAGCGCUCUGCCCAUCUCCAUUUCUGAGCAACUGGUAUUCAGAGGCAUGCUGCUAAUAGUCAUUAUGUGUGUGGUAUACAGUUAUGCCUCGUGUCGCGUUAGGUUCAUGUUGUGUCUUUUCAGCUUGUGAAGGUGGCAAACCCAGAAGUGUAUAUGGAUUGUGUCCACAGCUAGAGGUACCACUGUACAGUCGUACCUCUGGUUAUGAACUUAAUUUGUUCCAGAGGUCCCUUCUUAACCUAAAACCGUUCUUAACCUGAGGUACCACUUUAGCUAAUGGGGCCUCCCGCUGUUGCCGUGCUGCCGCCGCACGAUUUCUGUUCUCAUCCUGAGGUAAAGUUCUUAACCCAAGGUACUACUUCCGGGUUAGCGGAGUCUGUAACCCGAGUGUUUGUAACCCGAGGUGUUUGUAACCCGAGGUGUUUGUAACCUCAGUCUGGGAUCUGUUCCGGAGCCCCGGACGCUCGAUGAAAGGGACACUCGACAAAUCACCACUCUGCGCACACGUGCGGAGUGGUUUGCGCUUCUGCCCAUGCGUGAGUGGCAAACCCAGAAGUAACCCGUUCUGGUACUUCCAGGUUUGCCGCUGACGUUCGCUGAAAUGGACAGUCGACCGGGUGGACAUUCGCGGAGGUAUUACUGUAUGUGUGUGCAUGCGUGAAGUUAAGAAGUAACAAUGCCCACUGCAUGCCUGCAGCCCUGGGGGUUUUGCAAAAGGGGCAAUGUGACCCUUGGGCUGAAAAAGUUUACCCAACCCCCGUGGGUUGAGUAUGGCAGGGUGCUUUAAUGGGUUGUAUGUGGCUUAAAGUGAAAGGAGAUGAAAAUAAAUAGCCUUUUUCAAGGUCAAAGGCCUACAGCAUAUAUUCAGCUCCCACUUCAGUUUUAUGUGGGCCCCAAGUGCUACCAAUUCUUAGUUCUCUCCCAUCACCCUGCACCCAAAUAGGUACACAUAGAGACCAAUGAAGUGAAGCCCCUCUGUGCUCAUGCCAUAUUUAAAAGGCUUCCAGGUCAGACUCUCAUUUUCCUGGGAUUGCAAUGAUUUUCCUCUUCAAGUUUUGGAAGCUUUGACUCUCACAGGCUUAAAUCAGCUCUGAAUCUUUCCCAAGAACCAGAAGCUCUGGUGCUUCCUUUGCAUUCUCCACAGAGUGUUCCCUUCUAGGUCAUGUAUAGGACAGUUCAAGGAAGUUUGCAUUGUUGCAGCUCCACUCACGUCAAAAGGUUUUAUCCUUCAGUCCACAUUAUCGCUAAACAAAAACAGAAAAAUAAGACACUUUGGAAUUUUAUCUAUUUUCUGGAUGUCAUCUUUGUAGGGAGAAUGAUGGGGUGUGUGUGUGUGUGCGCACGCAGUAAGCAUGAAUGCCAAGCAGAUAUCUUUCAGUCUCUGAAACAUUUGCUUUCCUUUUCCCUCCUCAUUAGAAAUUGCGCUUGCAGAAUGAGCCGCUUUCCUCAGAAAAGUUCCUCGGAGCUGCUGCAGUCAGAAUGCAGGCAUUCCAGGGCAGAUUCCUCGAGCAACUUAGCAAUGGAUACUUUUUGGCUAGAGGUGGAGAGCAUCAAAGAGAGUACCGAAUGUGAGCCGGACGAAUGCAACCUUACAGAUGCCAAACCCCCAGAAGGUAAAAAGUUUCUGUAGCUCCACUUGAGUUGUGGGAACAAAGAAUAAUAUGCAAAAGUGCCUGUUUACUGGAGUCAUCAGCUGAGUAAGAUGCUUAAAGGGGGGGAAAGGCAUAUUUUAUUAUUCACCGUAUUUUUCGCUCUAUAAGACGCACCAGACCAUAAGAUGCACCUAGUUUUUGAAGGAGGAAGAAAAAUAUUCUGAAUCCCAGAAACCAGAACAGCAAGAGGGAUCGCUGUGCAGCGAUCCCUCUUGCUGUUCUGGCGUCAGCGAAAGCAGCACAAAGCCUCUUCAGGGCAUUGGGAGGAAGAAGAAGAAGAAGAAGAAGAGUUUGGAUUUGAUAUCCCGCCUUUCACUCCCUUUAAGGAGUCUCAAAGUGGCUAACAUUCUCCUUUCCCUUCCUCCCCCACAACAAACACUCUGUGAGGUGAGUGGGGCUGAGAGACUUCAAAGAAGUGUGACUGGCCCAAGGUCACCCAGCAGCUGCAUGUGGAGGAGCGGAGACGCGAACCCGGUUCCCCAGAAUACGAGACUACCGCUCUUAACCACUACACCACACUGGCUCUCCAACGCUCUCCCUGCCCUGAAGAGGCUUUGUGCGGCUAUCCCAGAAGCCAGAACAGCAAGAGGGAUAGCUGCACAGUGAAAGCAGCAAUCCCUCUUGCUGUUCUAGCUUCAGCGAUAGCUGCGCAGCCUGCAUUCGCUCCUUAAGACGCACACACAUUUCCCCUUACUUUUUAGAGGGAAAAAGUGUGUCUUAUAGAGUGAAAAAUACAGUAUUUUUGUGCUGCAUUUAUAUCCCCCCCUUCCUCCAAGUUUCAUAUAUGGUUCCCUCCUCCCUCAUUUAAUUCCCUGUGAGGUAGGUUAGGCCAAGGUUGCAGGUUCAGUCCCCUAAAAGGACAGCUGCAUAGUCCUUCAUUCAGGGGUUUGGAAUAGGGUCCCUUCCAACUCUGUGAUUCUAUGAAAUCCUUCUGUGUUUGAGGGGCAGAAGAAGUCCCUGUAGACAUGUGACUGGUUCCCAGAUGAUGAACUGAAAUUCUGAAAUUCUGAAAACCAGUUUCUGGAAACCGCAGGACAGGAGAGUGCUCUUGUGCUCGAAUCCUGCCUGCAGGUUUCUUAGAGGCAUCUGUCUGGUCAGCAGCUGUGAGAACAGAAUGCUGGACAGAUGAGCCAUCGCACUGAUCCUGUGGGCUCUUUUGUGUUCUGUGUUUUUAGGGGUAUGGAGUUUGGGUUCAUUGUUGUGAAACAUAGGGCAUGGAUUUUGUUUUGAAAAUAAUGCUUAAAAGUACCCUUAAUUCGACACUCCCCAUUUUUUAAAAUAACAUUCUUAAAAACAAACAAACAAACCCAGACAUAUUAAUAAUCGGUUGUGUGCACACCUUUCUCCUUCACCAAGAAGAAUUGGGCUAUAAAUGGAUGCCGAGUUUUGUGGUUCCAUCCCCCAAGGGGUAUGUUGCAUGUCUGGCUAGACUUAAGGGGAGAGGAAAUGAAAACUCCCAUGGGGAAACAACUACCUCUGCCUUUAAGAGGAACUGAGUAAUAAUCAUUGCUUGCUUGGAAUUUCUUGCUUGUGACCAAAGCUUGUCGGAAGAAAACAACUUUACAACAGAAGGUGGUAUGCUGCUUUUUGUGUUAAUACAGUCGUACCUUGGUUCAAGAACAGAAUCUGUUCUGGAAGUCCAUUCAACUUCCGAAAAUGUUCGAAAACCAAAGCGUGGCUUCCGACUGGCUGCAGGAGCUUCCUGCACUCAGUUGGAAGCAGCAGAAGCUGCAUUGGACAUUCGGCUUCCAAAAAACGUUAGAAAACCAGAACACUUACCGUAUUUUUUGCACCAUAACACUCACUUUUUUCCUCCUAAAAAGUAAGGGGAAAUGUCUGUGUGUGUUAUGGAGGGAAUGCCUACGGGUGGCAUGCCUACGGAUUUUCCUCCUCUAAAAACUACGUGCGUGUUAUGGUCGGGUGCGUGUUAUAGAGCGAAAAAUACGGUACUUCUGGGUUUGCGGCGUUCAGGAGCCAAAACAUUUGAGUCACAAGGCGUUCAAGAACCAAGGUACGACUCUGUGUCUCUGUGUGUAUAUAUGCACCUUAGUUUCACAGUAAAUGCUGAUGCUACAUAAAGCCUAAUUGUUUGGACCCACUAGGUGGUGCUACAAAUAAUCUCUUUUCCAAUAGCCUGUUUCUUUAUUUGUAAGCAUCUUAGUUGGCCCUACACAGGGCCUAAUUGUUUGGGACCACUGGGGAGUGCUGCAGGUAGUCCAUUAUCCGGUAGCCUUUUAAAAUGUCUUAGAGGUUUUCCAGAGGAAUCAUAAAUUUGAGCAUGGGAGGAAAUAUCACAUCCUGCAUAGAUGAACAGCCACACAAAGAAAAUAGUUGGGGAUAUUAUCCCCAUUUUAAGAGAAAUUGAAUUUUAUUCUCAGCAGAAAAACAUUGUUUAUCCAUGGAUAAAACGCUAGAACAUACAGACAGACAGAACCAAUUAUAUCCAUAACAUAUAUCCAACACAAAAUUGGAUAAACUACAGUCAUGGUGAAGGUUUGUUUUUUGCGCAAUUGUAUUUCCAGAUGAGAAAAGGCUUAACCUGUUGAAGUGUUUGCCCAGAAAAUAAGACAGACGCAGGAAAAGUGCAUUAAAAGGGAAGGGGAAACAGCAGGUCUUUAGGACCCUGAGGGUUCCUAUUACCUGGUGUUCAGACAACUCACCAGCCAGAGUUCUGACUUUGGCUAAAAGAGCUGGCAGGUGGGAUCAGCCAGUCUUGCUCAUUUUACAGAAAUUGCUUAGAAUGGUGCCUGUAUAUUUUACUGCAUAACUUGCUUUAGAGGAGAGCUUGAGACUUUGUUUUUAAAAACAAUGAAAGCUCAGAGUCUUGCGACUGUGGGGCCUAGGCUGGUGACCUCAGAUGUGGAGCAUAUAAUCCAUUGCAGUAAUCUAUUGCAACUAAAGCAUAUGCUUCCUUAGCUAGAUAAUAUUUCCCCAGGAAGAGUCACAGCUGGUGCACCAGACUAAACUGAGCAGAGGCACAUUUGGCCACUGCUGCCACCUGGCUCUUCAGACGUAAAGCUGCACCCAGGAGCAGUCCUAAACUGCAAACCUGAUUCUUCAGGGGAAGUCACCCCCAUCCAAAACAGGCUGAAUCCCUCUUCUGUCGCCUGAUUUAGGAGCACAACUGUCCCGUCUUGACUGAGGCCUCCUUAGUCCAGCUCCAGAACUCUACAUCAGUGACAGUUCAUAGACUCAUCAUUAUUUUGUGGGUUUUCUUUGGGCGUUUUUUGUAUUCCAGCUGUUGAACUGCCCAUGAUAGAUGCUGUGUAACUGCUUUUGGAAACCUCAAAGGAAGGCCACCUAGGUAUGUGGUUUCAGGUAGUUUGAUGGAAAUGCCUUGGCUUUGCCUCCUUUUCUUCAUGAGGAGGGACCACAUAACAUAUAUCUUGCUUAUGGGAGUUCUGAGGUUCAGUCCCCUUGCAGUAAGAGAGGAUGUUGGGUAAGGAGGACUGGCAAAGACCCCUCUGCCUGAAACAGUGAAGAACCACCACCACCACCUGGCAUAGUCUGUUUGCACCAGAUGGACCACUAGUCUAGCCCAAGACUUUAUCUGCUAUGUACCUUUAAGAGCUGAAUGACAGGCAGAAAUUCAACACACUUCCAUAACUCCCUAGCUCUGUGUUUGGAAAAGCUCAACAUGCUGAAAUUAUGCCUGUCAUGCAUCUGUUAAAAACAUCAUCUUGGCCAGGUUUUGGGGAGGUGACAACUGAACUUAGCUAGGAUAAACAUGGUAACUUGCCAGAAGGCUGGGAGCUGGGCAGUCUAGCCUACCAGGAUUUACCAACUCUGUGGCUCUUCUCAUUUUUUGACCUUGCCUUCCUCCUUGUUCCUUGUGCCUCUCAGAAGGGGAAGCCGAAGCUGAAUGGCUCCAAGACGCAGGGCUUUCGGAUCUAAUUGGGGACCAUGCUGCAGAGAAUGGCAACAGUGUCCUGCUUUCCACGUUGACCAAGACUCAGGCUGCAGCUGUGCAGCGACGGCUUGACACUUACACCCGCUCUCGAAGAAAGAAGAACAAGCAGCCUGUCCGUGAUGUCCGAGACAUCUUUGGAGUGGUUGGCUCUGCGGUGUGUUUACUUCACAUGCUUUGCUCUGCGAUCGGCCCCUGACCCCACUUUUCCAGCUCUUGUUCCUCCAUUAAUAGAAUGGAGUUGAAAUGCAAUCAUGGAACUACUGUACAGUCACAGAGGUAUCCUGAUUCAACCUGAUAAGGGCUGAACUUUGCUGCACAAAUAUUCAUGAUGUGGGCAUACAGUCCUCUCUUACUUUCCUUUUUGCUUUUCUAUUAUACUAUCACACCUGAACUGAAAGUGUUUUUUUUAAAAAAACAACAGACAAGUGUGCCCUUAACUUGCAGCCCCACCCAGUGGGUCAUCAGCUGAUGGAGCAACCCAGUUUUAAAACAACUGUAGAGCUUACAGUCCUAAUAUUAAGCAAAUUUAACAGUGCCCUGGGGGAGAAAUGUACUUAAACUUACAGUAGAUUUGUUUUGUGUGUGUGAAAAAUUUGUUGAAAAAUCAACUCCUGGGCUCUAAACUGUAACCAUGAGCAGCCAGUUACAGGACAUCAAGAUUUGUCUGAAUUUCUCUCUGUUGGUUAAAUACCAAGAAUUGUCUCCUUUGCCCCUAGCAGCUUUGAUUUAAUUUUAGAACUUUUGCACCCCACCUUGAGUAAUCUAUUUUUGGUUGACAAAACAACCUGGUGGCUGAGUGCCACACACCCAGAUUGUUCAGUGACUCUCUAAAAAUUUGGAGCAUUUCAGCAUCACAUAGCGUGCCUUCUGUGUACUGACCCAUAGCUACUGUGUUCCUGGGACAUCUGCAGGUCUUGUUGAAGGAAAAAGAGAACAGUGAAACUUCUCUGACUCAGGUUGUCUCACUUGAUUUGCAUUAGCACUGAUCCGCUUUUUGCACUUUGAUCUAUGGCCGUAUGACAUCAGUGUUCAAUUUGAAAUAGAGCUUAGCAAAGAACCUUAAUUCCCAGGUGAAGCACUGAAGCAAAUGCAGGAAUCAUGACACCACCCAGCUACGCAAAGAAUGCCCUUUCCUUUUAAGCAUAGAAAUUAGAGCUCAUAAUUUCCAGGUGGGAAGACAAGGCUUUCAGGUGGGAUGGGUUCCCCGGUCCCUCUCUUUGAAACUAUACCUUGAUGCUGCUGUACCAUCUAGUGUACCUCCCUUAGACAAUAUUAACCACUGUGUGGCAAUCAUCAUCAUCACCACCACCACCACCACCAUUUAUUUAUACCCUGCCCAUCUGGCUGAGUCCCCCCAGCCACUCUGGACGGCUCCCAAUCAAAUGUUAAAAACAAUACAAUCAUAAUAAUGAAUAGUUGGAAGCAGUUUUGAAUUUGGGAAAAAGAACUGGCUGAAAUUAUUCCAUAUUGACAGGAAUCCUGCCUAAGUAUGGAGGUUGGAUCUAGCUGUUCAUAACCAUUAGGCAUUGGAAAUAUAGAUAUCCCGUAUGCGGAUGUGCUCAAGAAAGGGGAUUCAUUCUUCAUUUGUUGCAGUUGCCUAUUCAUUUUGAGUUUUACUCAAAAAGCUGGUAGAAGUUCUGCAUUAAAAAUCUGUACUUAAUACCUACCAACGAUAGCAUAUUCUUGGUGGGAUUAUGCCACUGACCAGCAGUGAGAGUUUGGAGCAUGUCAAGAUUCUAACACUUAUUCUGGACAACGAGUUCCUUUUUAAUAUUCCCAGCUUCCUCUUCUCCGUGACCAGUGAGGCAUCCUUUUUUAUUUGGGGAGGAAGGGCUGUAGCUGUGUUGGUAGAGGAAGUGUUUUGAGUGCAGAAGCUCUCAGGUUCAAUCUCUGGGGUCUCCAAAUCGUACAAGCUACCGAUUCAGUUUAGACAGCACUGAUCUGGGUGGACUGGUUUUGUCAGACUUGUCAUAAGGCAAACUUCCUACAUUUCUGUUUUGCUUCCCUGUGUCUAAGGCCUGGUAUUCUGUUAAUAGAUUUCAUGGAACGUGGCUUCAUUUAUGUUCUUUGUCCUGCAUGUAGGAGACUGAGCCAGAGACAAAUCUGGAAAUGGACAGAUCACACCGCAAGUCUGCAUCGUCAAAUAACAUCCAGAAAAGUAAGACAGUAGCUGUAUUGUCAUGGGUAGAGAGAAGGGAAUAGAUCAUUUAAAAGUCUUAAAUCUAGGAUUCCAGCAUGAGACUAAAAGCUGUACAGCUCUUCCUUCCUUAAAUAUAGAGUGAGUAUGCAAAGGAACUUGCAAUGAUAUUUUUUUAAAAAACAAUUACAGUCCCAUACAUGCAGGGAAUAAUGUCCCAUUGAACUGAAUGGGGUUUAAUUUUGAGUAGGCAUAUACAGGAACAGCAGUAGGUAGGCUUAAUGUUAUACAGCAUUUUGCAAGGCAAGUUUAGUUAAUUCUUGCUUUCCCAUUGUCACAGAGCGCAAUGAUUCAUUCAUUCAAUGUACUUAGGAUAGGUGAAGCUCCAUGUGAAUCUUUGAUAGAUUAUAGAAAUAGGAGUGUGGGAUAUGGAAUUUUAAUGGAAUUUAAUGGAAAUUUUGUGGGAAUUGUGAUGUCAGUUUGCAAGUAAAAGUGACCCAACGCAGGUUAAAAAGUGAAACUCAUCAAACUGCCUGGAUUGAUCAGACCAGACCUAAAACACGGGAAUAGCCUGCAUUGUAACAUCAUUUCUAAAGCAGCUAGAUUUGCAAAUCAGAAGACCUUAUUGUAGCUUUGUCACUUACAGAAAAUUGCCUAUUUGGGUAAAAAGAUUUGAUUUUUACUAGCAAUGGAUUAGUUGUAUUUCAGGAUAUAAACUCAGGUGAUUUUUAACUUUUCAGUUGCCUUGCGUGCUCAGCUUUAUAUCUUAGCAUAAGCCUGCCUUCCACAAUAUGACACAUUCCAGAUGUUUUUGAACUACAACUCCUGUCAGUCCCAUCAAGCAUGGCUGUGCUGAUGGGGGUUGUAGUCCAAAACAUCUGAAAUUCUCCAGGUUUGAGUAGGCUGGUAUAAGCUCCUCAAAUGGGCCAGAAUGUGGUCAGUGCUCAGUCUAAAUGUGAAGGCGGCCAUGCAUUUCAGGUGUCUGUUGUAAUUAUGCAUUUAAGUUCAGGUCCAUCUUGUGUUGCAAAUCUUGAAUGCAACUUUGCAUCCCUCCCCCCUUAGCAGAUCCAAUGGAAACCCAGGAAUUCCCAUCGCCACUGAGAGGCUCUGCAAGAGAGGAGCUAUUCAGCACGGAAAUUGCUUAUUCUGAGCAGGCAGCCAUCCUGCUCAAAGGAUCUUUCCCAAGGGAAUCUAGGAGGAUAAAGGAUGAGAGUUGUUUACCUGUAAGUGCAAGACUUUGCUAUAUCCUAGCAGAUUCCUGUGGUUGUGAUUUGACAAUUAUGAUAAUAAUCACCAAUAAUAGCGACAUAAUAAUUUGCAUUGACUCUGAUAUGUCACUCCAAUCUCCAUCCCCCUGUCCUUCUUGCUUUAGAAAUUUAAGAUUCCCAAGGGGAGGCUGGGAGUGACCAAGAUAGGAGACUUAUCGCUGCAGGAUAUGAAAAAGAUUCCCACGCUGGCACUCAUUGAGCUAACUGCUCUCUGCGACGUUGUUGGCUUGGAGCUGAAGAGAAACAAAGCAGUAAAGCGGAAGGCUGCAGGUACCUGUUUUCCUACUGCUUGUUAGCAUGAAUUUGACAUCUUGUGGUUCUUGUCACUGACUAAAAUUAGGGAAGGAAAACUAAUAGUAGUUCUCAACUAUCUGAGUAAAAGGGCCUAUCUGCAAGCGGUCUCCUUUUGGGAGAGCUUGCAGAUGUUUUAAUCAGCAGAUUUGGUGUAUGUACGGCAAGGAUGUGGGUCUUGCAGGUAUAGUCGAACUCCUGUUCCCCUCAUCCCUGACCAUCGGCCAUGCUAGCUGGACAGGUGAAGUCCAAUAAUGCCUGGAGCACCACCAUGGAUUCUCCAUGCCUGAUCUGAGACAUGUGUGCCUUGAAUUGGAUCGGCACGGGUUCCCCUGCUAUCCCUGUAAGAAAAAGGGAGAGAGACUAGUGUGGACUAGCAUUGGCUAUGCACAGUGUACACUUUGGGCAGUUCUACACGGGUGCUUAGUAUUUUGGGGUAUUGCAGAUGGGCCAUUGGCAACAGCAUUUUGUUUUCUUGUAAAAAACAAAAACCCCUACCAAAAUCUUGCUGAAUUUUCCUUGAUAAGGGCAAACCUGAUGGGGUUGGGGAUAUAGGCUAGUAUUUUGAUUAUAACAGUAUUGUGUGAAUGUGGCAGGUAUCAUGAUAAUUGGCCCUUCGUGAUGUCACUUCCUGGAUUUCUGUGGAUGGCUGUGUGUCCUUACUUAUUAAUUGAGGAAACAUAAAUAUUUAUUUAUUUAUAGAUGAAAUAUUUUUUAACACUUAUAACACAGCGUCUUCCAUUGCAGAGCGCAAGCUUUUUGGGGUUUCACUUGGCACUUUGUUAGAAAACGACGAAAAGCUCUUCCCAAAUACCAGGGUUCCAUUGAUUCUGCAAGCAGUAAGUUUAUUUCACAACUUCAUUUGUUUUUCUCCUGGUUUUUCCCCCCAUAAAAAAAUAUCAUUGUCUAUUCUUUGCUUUGAGCUUCAUUGCAAGCUCUUUGUUGCCUUUUGGUGAUGACGUUUUGUUGUCUUCUUUUAUAGUUGCUGUCGUGUUUAGAAAAGAAAGGUCUGGACACGGAAGGAAUCCUAAGAGUUUCAGGAUCACAGAGCCGCAUUAAGGUAGAAUUCAAUGGUCAAAUUAAUAUCCUAUGAAAUGUCCUGCAGUUCCUUGGAAACUUAGGUGUUCCUCAUGAGAAGGUCACACUUCCCGCAUAGAUUUUGAUCUACAGCAGGGGUCAGCAAACUUUUUCAGCAGGGGGCCGGUCCACUGUCCCUCAGACCUUGUGGGGGGCUGGGCUAUAUUUUUUUUGGGGGGGGGAAAUGAAUGAACGAAUUCCUAUGCCCCACAAAUAACCCAGAGAUGCAUUUUAAAUAAAAGGAUACAUUCUACUUAUGUAAAAACACGCUGAUCCGUGAGCCGGAUUUAGAAGACGAUUGGGCCGGAUCUAACUCCCGGGCCUUAGUUUACCUACCCAUGAUCUACAGCUACAGUAUCUACAUUCCCCUGUGAUAUGCAGACAGAGGAGAGUGCUGGGUAUGAUCCAGACUAAGGUGGAUAAAAAAAGGAUACCAUGGCCUACCUCUGGAUUACUAAUUUAUUGUGGGCAACCUAACACCUUCUGGUUGCUGAGAUUCUUGUAAAAAAAAAAAUUGGACUAGCAAGGUAAUUGUGCCUGCAGUCAUUUAUCCCUACCCCUUCCCAUGUUUACUUUUCCCAAAUCUUUCUACCUUCAGUAUGUGACUUUCCCCUCUUUCACUUUUCCCCCCAGAGCCUGGAACAAAAGCUAGAAAGUGAGUUCUAUACUGGUUUCUUCCAGUGGGAUGAGGUCCAUCAGAAUGAUGUCUCUGGCUUGCUGAAGAGGUUCAUCCGGGAACUGCCCACCCCUCUGCUGACAGCAGAAUACUUACCUGCCUUUGCAGCUGUGCAAAGUGAGUUAGGCCUUGGCUAAAGAGAUCCGGCCCUGCCACCUUAAGCACUGAUUUCCAUCUUCUUCCUUGUUGAGCAUAUUAGGUGGCAGUUGUAUAGCAGAUACGUUGUUAGACGUCAGAUAACCAAGGUCAAUUUCUUGCUCAGCCAUAAAGCUCUCACUCAAGAAACCUUGGGCAAAGUCAUGCUCUGUAAAGCUAAGCCUAAAUUUUCCAGAGCUUCUUGGGGGGAAGAGUGUGAUACAAGUGUCACUGACGGAUGGCUGUGAGCCAGGGAUGGGGAACCUGUUGCCCUCAAGAUGUUGCCAGAUGGUCAACUCCCAUCACCCCCAGGAUGACUGUAGUUGUAGCCCAACAGCACCAGGUUGUCCUUCCACACACUAAGGGGUGGGCAUUUUCAGGUGACUGAAUAGGAACAAUGGCAGAUAUGCCAUCCUCUUAAAGGUGCAUGGUGUUGUCUGUGUGCAUUAACUGUUGGAGUAAUCCGACAUUUCUAAGGCUGUGGGAGUUGUCUUCAUCUCAUGCUAAGCCAUGCACGCUACUUAAGAAACUGCCUAGAUGUUACAUGCUGGUUACUGCGUACGAGAGGCAAUGAGUGAGUAUGAAAUAGUGUGGCCCUGAUAUGUAAAACAGUCUUCUACUGGUAUAGUCAAACCUCGGUUCCCGAACGCCUCUGUUUUGGAAUGUUUCGGCUCCUGAACGCCGAAAACCCGGAAGUAGGUUUUCCGUUUUUUGGAACCGGAACGUCCGACGCGGCUUCCGCUUGAGUGCAGGAAGCUCUUGCAACCAAUCAGAAGCUGCUCCUCGGUUAUCAAAUGUUUCAGAAGUCGAACAGUCUUCCGGAAUGGAUUACGUUCAACAACCGUGGUUUGACUGUCUAUAAAAUGCAGUUUUAAAGAGGCAGAGCUUCUAGGUCAAUGUUAUCUUCUUCCCAGUAAUUUUGGAUGUUGAUUGUUCCUUCCAUUAUAGAUAUCCCAGAUCUGAAACAGAGGCUGCAGGCUCUCAAUCUGCUUAUACUGAUUUUGCCAGAACCCAACCGAAACACCCUGAAGGUAAUAUCGCCACCUCCUGGGGAUCGUAGUGCCCUGACUGUAGAGUGCAAAAUGAUACAUAAACACAUUAUUUUACAACUGUGGUAUUGCUGUACAGACAACAUUCUUACAUCACAAUGUUGCAAAUACGUUGUCUGCAAGCAUUCUCAUAUUCAUCAUCUCAGAACCCAGAGACAAUUUGACAUCUCUCUCCCCUGCCUACAGCUGAUGUUUGAUAACGGAAAAUAAUUUUCCUCCCCUUUUUCAGGCUUUGCUGGAGUUUCUGAGGCUGGUGGUUACCAGGGAGCGGAAAAACAAGAUGAAUCUUUGGAACGUUUCCACAGUCAUUGCUCCAAAUCUUUUCAUGCACAAGGGGCUGCCGAACAAGAUCCCAGAAGGGAAGGAGAAACAGCUGGCUGAGGGUGCGGCGGACGUGGUGCGGAUGAUGAUCCAUUAUCAGGAUUUACUCUGGACUGUAAGUUGGGGCCAUAUUUUCCGAGUCAUCCUUGAAUUGCCAUUGAUAAAACUCUAUAUUGAUUUUUAAAAUACAGUCAUAGCUUGGGUUGAAUGUGCUUCAGGUUGAGCGCUUUCGGGUUGCGCUCCGCGGCAACCCAGAAGUAACGGAGCGCGUUACUUCUGGGUUUCACCGCUUGCGCAGAUGCUCAAAAUGACGUCAUGUGCAGAAGUGGCAAAAUGCGACACGCGCAGACGCGCCGUUGCGUCUUACGUUCCAUUCAGGAUGCGAACGGGGCUCCGGAACGGAUCCCGUUCGCAUCCCGAGGUACCACUGUAUCUUUUUGGUAUUUAAAAUGGCAGCCGCAUAGAAUGUAAGAGCCUUUUGGGUGAGGCCAAUGGCCCAUUUCGUCCAGCUAUCCUGAUCUCACAGUAGCCAACCAGAUGCCUAUGGGAAGCCCAGAAGCAGGACCUGAUUGUAACUAGAGCUGGGAAAAUUGUCUGAAACAGUAUCAGAUUGUGACACCGGUUUUUGAGCUGGCAGUACAUCGCAGUGGCCGGAGAGCCAUGAAGUAUUCCCAGCUCAAAUUGCCUGCAGACAAAUUGACUUCCCUCCCCCUCCAUUCUGCCUGCAGCUGAUUUUUGACAACGGAAAUAAUUUUCUUCCCUCUUGGCCUCUGUCUUCCUGUCUGCCUGCGCCUUUGAGGAAGCCCCACAUCCCACUCCCUGGCUUGUGCGAGCUGGAGAGGUUUGGGGACUUGGGCUGGGUGAUGUAUCUUGGCUGCCUCCCCUAAGAUGGGGAGAAAGAAGCAGCCGAGAUACAUUCCAGACAUUGCGAUAUAUCAGAAUAUCGUGGAAUUUAGCUGCUGAUAUAUCACAGUGUUGAAAACAAGGUAUCACCCAGCUCUAAUUGUAACAGCACUCUUUGUGAUACCAAGCAGCUGUUAUUCAGAGCUGUAGGUACAGAGUUUUGGAAUAAAAAAUCCUAAAAAGAAGGUCAGACCUGCUGCGCCAGAAAGGUUUCCCUCCCAUCCACCCCUCUCUACAUCCCUUCUGUUUCUCCUCUCUUCAGGAGAUACUUUCAGAAUGACAACAGCCUCACAACUCUUUCUUUUUUUGCAUUCCCUUUUAGGUUGCAUCUUUCUUGGUAUCUCAAGUGAGAAAACUGAACGAGAGCAGCAGCAGGAGGUACCAGUUCUGUGACAGGAGGAUCAAAAACCUGUUAAGGAAGAUUAAUCUGGACAAGGAGAAGACUGAGAAAAACCAUGGCGAAGUGAGUAAAAUCCCCAUUGCCCACUGCAUUGUUAAUGCAUUGUUGAUGCGUUAAGAGCAUCCUUCACCAGGCUGGUGUCCUCUAGGUAUCUAGGCCUACAAUUCCAUAAGAACUUAAGAAGAGCCUGCUGGACCUGGCCCAUGAAGUCCAGCGUCCUGUUCUCUCGGUGGCCACUUUGAUCCCUGUAGGGGCUCAAAUAAGACCCAAUCAUAAGAGCACUCUCUCCCCUGCAGUUUCCAGAAACUCCUAUCCAGAAAUAUUGCUGCCCCCACAGCCAUGCUGGCUGGAGCUGAUGGGAGCUGGGAGUUGUAGUCCAAAAUAUCUGGAGGAUUCCAGGUUGCUGAAGGCUGCAUUAGAAGAUGGAACUGUGGCCAGCCAGGCCCACUUGCAAUUGUCUUUUGGCACAUGCAAACUGUAGGAUAAGUCUUCGCAUGUUGACUCAGAGUUAGAUUGGAUUUGCAAGCGUGAGUGAUUUAGCAGAAUAAGCUGGGAGAGAUACAGAUAGAACUUUCAAGGAAUUAGUGGGCCACUACCAUGUUUGGCUGUUGGUUCUCAGAGAGGCAACAGCAGCAGUUGUAGGAUACACGGGAUCUUGUGGUUUGAUGCCUCUUAGAUCUGUACUUAAAAAAAAAAAAAAGAACUCUUCUUGUCUGAGGACACAUCUAGCUUUGUAGGUGGGAGUCAACCAUGUUCUUACAGAUUCAGGUUGUGCAAUUAAAAAGGGACUGGCAUUCUGGCAUGGCAUACCACCUUAAGAAACCCAGAAUUGCUUUAGACAACAUUGUAUAACCUCCCUGCAAACUAAAUUGGAAUGAAUGCUCAGCGAAUAGCCAACAUAUCUUUAUAACCACCUUGCAAACCUUGUGCAAAAAAAUCAGGAUGAAAGUCCAGUAAACAGGUUAUCUGGAAGUGACCUAGGCCCAUCUGAUAUUUCUUGUUUGCUUUUUUAAAUCAAAUGAUUCCCCAGAAAUCUGUUUUGUGUGGACCUUUUGGUUCUCAGUGGCAACCAAACUCUGAGAUGCCUGGCAUGCAGGUUUUUGGUUGUUUUUUAAUUGCUGUAUAUGAGAUUUGCUCAAUGGAGAGAGAGAAAUUAUUUGCAUGGUCAACUGGCUGAUGGUGAAAUUUUCUGCUUGAAACAAACACUUUCCUUGUGUAAACACCAGGGGGCACUCAUGCUUACUUUAUUAACUCUAGUCAAAUGCUACUGCUUCUCACGCUGUGUGACGGAAUCAAAUUUAAUCUUUAUUGCUUUGCAUCCAUCCUGCCCUUUGCCUGCUUAUGGAGAAGAGCAUACAUAACCAUUUUACUUGGAGGAUAACAAGCAUUUUCAAACAGAGUGUUUGAUUAGGUCUUCAUGUUUUGUGCACAUGCUUUGGAUUUCCUUACAUCUAAGUUUCCUCCCGCCGCCCCCCCUAAUAUUGCCUCCUUCAUCUUCCAGCCAUCCAAAAUAGUGAAAGUCCAGGCUUCCCCAUUCCUAAAGGAUUCCCUGGAAGUUCGCUUAACCAGUGGAACCAAAGCUGCAGAUGUCCUGAGGCAGUUCCAGAAGAACCUCUGUCAAAACGGCUGGAAUAUUGUCAACACGGUCAAACUUAUCAAAUGGUAAAAGCACUUCCUCUCCUUAGCUUAGAAGGAAAUGUAGCUUGUCUUCUUUAUGCGUGAUUAGGCAGGAGGCUUUUUUUAAUGUCUGUUGAGAUGAGAAGCAUUUAAUGAAGGGCACUUCCGCUGUGUCACUUAAAUCCGUCUUUUUUCUUCUUCUACGAGUGGAAUCCAAUGUUGAGCUACGCCAGUGGUCUGUCAGUGCAAGACUUUCUCUGUGUCAAAGGAAACAUUCUCUCCCUCUCAGAUUUUACACUGAGGUCCAGCUCCGAGGGCCUUCUGGCAGUUCCCUCACUGAGAAAAGUGAGGUUUCAGGGAACCAGGAAGAGGGCCUUCUCGGUAGUGGCGCCCACUCAGUGGAACGCCCUCCCAUCAGAUGUCAAGGAAAUAAACAACUACCUGACUUUUAGAAGACAUCUGAAGGCAGCCCUGUUUAGGGAAGUUUUUAAUGUUUGAUGUCGUAUUGUGUUCUAAUUUGUUGGAAGCCUCCCAGAGUGGCUGGGGUAACCCAGUCAGAUGGGCGCAGUGCCGGAUUUACAUGAUAAGCUAAACAAGCUAAAGCUUAGGGCCCCUCUCUCUUGGGCCCUCCCCCCAAAAAUAAAAUUUAAAGGGAAAAAAGCCUGGAAAUACAUUUCCAAAAUAUAAGAUAAAAAACAAACAAAUUUGAUAAAAUACAAAUUUUGUUAUGUGCAAAUGGCUUUAGAUACCUGUUAGGUCCAUAAAUUUCCAUAUAGCAUAUAUUCAGUUUGUUGAUGACAAAGGACAGCUGAACAUAUAAAGGGCCCCAUUACCUUCAGUAGCUUAGGGCCUCAUCAAACCUAAAUCCGGCCCUGGAUGGGCAGCAUAUAAAUAAUAACAAAUCAUUAAUAUAAUUAUCCCCACACACCCGCUAAAUGUCUUUUAGGGUCCCCCUCCCCCAAAGGUCUGGAGCAGAUCUGGGGAGUGCAUAGGAUGCAUGCAUGCGGAGGGGCAGAAAGCCCCAUUGUGCACUGAUGGGGCACAGUAGUUGAUAGCUGGGAACUGUGUGUUCCAUGCACAGUGUGCAAAUGUUUCUGGAUACAGGGGGAGACCAUCCAGUGGUUGUGAUCUUUUUAAACCAUUGCUGGCAACUCCUUAGGUCAGGUUUGGGUGCUGCUCUUGAGAGCCCCUAACUUCAGAGGAAAGCUUUUUUCGGGUUGGGGGUGAAACUGCUAUUGGGAGGAGAAGCUAAAAGCGUUUAUGUGAGUAUGAAACACCAGCCCACAGCCCAUGCAUUUAUUUAAUUUGAAUGUAAUGGGUAAGAGAAUACAGUUGUAACCUGGUAAGUUGAACAGCCUAGUUCUUGAACGUUUUGGCUCCCGAAUGAUCUCCCGAACAAUCGAAACCCAGAAGUGACUGUUCUGCUUUUCGAACUUUGUUUUGGAAGCUGAACGUCCGAUGGGGCUUCAGAUUGGCUGCAGGAGCUUCCUGCAGCUAAUCAGAUGCCACACUUUGGUUUUCAAACGUUUUGAAAGUCGAGCUGACUUCCAGAAUGGAUUCCGUUCGACUUCCAAGGUACAACUGUAUACAUAUCAGAACCUCAAACCCACUCAAGUCUUCGUAUGCCCUAAGAGCAUUUCCUUCGAUAGCCGUUCCUUUCCCCCAGCAAACUCCAGGACUGUAAUUCUGUGAAAAGGGGGAAGGCUUGGGAUUGCUAACAAGCUUUUCAGCUUCUGAACUACAGUUCCCAGGAUUCUUUGGGGGAGUGGUAAGAGGAAGGGAGUGAGAUGCAAAAUUAGAAGUUUGUGUGUGUGUGUGUGUGUGUGUGUGUGAGAGAGAGAGAGAGAGAGAGAGAGCAUUAUGCAGAGGAAAUUGUUCCACAACUUUAUGAAAUUAAAGCGUUAUAGAAACCACGGUAACCUCCCUGAACACAUUGACUGGUAGUUUUAAAUGCUUGAUUGGGCAUGUAAUAAAAUCAUAGUCUUCUUCUACAAGUGGAAUGUGAAUGCUGAUUUUGUGCAUAGAUCCGUUCAGUUAUGCGGUAUCUAUGGCAACCAGAGGACUCAUCCCACCUUGCAGAAGAAGAAAGAGACUAGAGUGAACCCAUUGACACCUGUGACUCAAACAGUUGACACUCUUGAACAAGUUUUGCUGUUUAAAAAUGCCAGGGGUGGGGUGGGGGGUGGGGAGAGAAGAGAGCAAUGAAGCAUUUGGAAAAACCUUAUUAAGUUUUUUUAUUUGCUUUACUUAUUUCAAAAAUACUCAGUACAACCUGUCACAUAAAACUUAUCAAGGCGGUGUACAAAAUAAAAAUACCAGAAUACAUAUAUAUGACUUAAAAGGUAAAGGUAAAGGACCCCUGACAGUUAAGUCCAGUUGCGGACGACUCUGGGGUUGCAGGCGCUCAUCUCGCUUUACUGGCCGAGGGAGCCGACGUUUGUCUGGAGACAGCUUUUCGGGUCAUGUGGCCAGCAUGACUAAACCGCUUCUGGCGAACCAGAGCAGUGCACGGAAACGCUGUUUACCUUCCUGCCGGAGUGGUACCUAUUUAUCUACUUGCACUUUGACGUGCUUUCGAACUGCUAGGUUGGCAGGAGCAGGGACCGAGCAACGGGAGCUCACGCCGUUGCGGGGAUUCGAACCGCCGGCCUUCCGAUCGGCAAGCCCUAGGCGCAGUGGUUUAGAUCACAGCACCACCCGCGUCCAUAUUACUUAAAAUGAUCCAUUACAUUUAAUGUGCAUGUUUUUUUAAAGGCAACCUUAAAGGAUAUUUUCCAAUCCACUAUACCGUUUUAACAUGAGCUGGCCAUCCUCAGGUCUAGAACAGUUUCCCCCAACCUAAUGCCUUCCAUGGCUGAUAGUCAGGGAUGAUGGGAAAUAUAGUUUUGAGCUACAGCUGGAAGGCGCACCAUGUUGCAGAACUCUCAUUUAGAGCAAUUCCAAUAUAUAUAAAUAUUAGCCUCUUUGUCUUGGAAAUGGUUAUAAUUAGUGUGUGUGUUUUUUAAAUUUUGCAGUAAUGGUUCGGUAGAUACGAUGAACCUGCUCUUCUAUGAAGUCGGCGGCAACAUAAGUAUGUAAAUUUGAACUGUUGUCAUUUUAUUUUUCAUGGUGGGGAAUGUGAGUUAGUGGGUUAAGAGGUGGGCAGCUGAAGCAAACAGUUGUCCUAGGAAUGAGUCAAAAUGGGGAACCACUAGGAAUUAGCAGGCCUAAGCCUUGCUAGGCCACAUAGGGUUGCUUAAAGGCAUUUCCUUAAUAAUCAAGCAAAUAACCAAGUAAGCUGGUUUUUAAAAAAUGCUCGAAGUGGCUUUGAACAAAGAAAACAGAAAUACAUUUCGAACAAAGAGUACAGAAACAAUUUCAUAGUAACAAUUUCCUAAUGAUAAUAAUAAUAACAAAACAAUAGCAGAUAUAAUAAUGUACAAAACCUACAUUUCAAUGCUAUAAAUAUAACAUUACCUAAAUGACAAGCAGUAUCCAAAAGCAAAAAUAAGAAGAGAGCUUCACAGUUUCACUUAGUCCUCCUGAAAACACUUCUCCCAUGAUGUGGUUAAUGAUUAUGCCUCUAUCUCUUUUUUAGCCUUGAUUAGGAACAUAGGAAACUGCCUUAUAACAAGUUGGCUCAUAAGUUCCUGUGGCUCUAUACUGUCUUGCUUCUCCCAUAGCCACAGCCUUGGAUUCAAGCAGAAAUCAAGCAUGGCUUCUGCUGGCAGUCUUCUUCCAGCCCAGCACUUACACACCUCUGGCUCUUGUCCUUCUCACCAACACCCAGGUGUAGAGGGCGGAGGCACACCUAUUUGACUUCUGGCACAAAACCACUUUCUUUGUUACCCUAACAACCCAUACUUAGAGUGGCCUUUAGCUCACCAAGAAGCUGGCCUGGCCAUUCCAGCAAUUGAAUCCUUGGUGGAUUCAGGAACAAGAAGGGACUCAUGCUUAUAGGCAACCCACCCACCCCACAACUCACAAUACUAGUAAUCCAGAAAAUGAUAGGAGAUAAUAUUUUCCAAAGUCCUGGCACUAUUAGGGAGUUUAUUAAAUAAUCUGAAAUCAAGUUACCCAAAGUUACCAGGCCCAGGAGGAAUAGUGAGAUCUAUAUUUUUUGGGAAUGGUUUCUUUAAAAUAAUUUUUUUUCCUCUGUCCCAACAGGUGAACAUUGCUUGGACCCAGACACAUACCUCUUAGACCUGUACCAUGUGAAUCCUCAUGCAGAAUGGGUUAUAAGACAAAACCCAUCUUUUCCAAGGACACUCUAGGAAGACUGGCGAGAGGGAAAUGACCUAGCUGGAAAUUAUGUUAAACAAAUAGUCAAAUGGGGCCGGGGUGGGGAUGAAUUUUUUAUUCUUGGAUUUUUAUUUUUAUUUUAAUGGGAGGCUGUGAAAAAAGAAGCAAUUCCCUUUAACUGUUCACAUGAACUUGUGGCUAAUUGAAGGGUUACAUUGGGGUAGCAGAGCUUCUAUAGGAUGUGAAUGCCUGUAGUAAAGGACUUCUGGAAAGAAAGUUUUAAAAAGAGACAGUCUUGUCUUUGAAGAAAUUGAUGGAGAUCAUCUGGGUUUGAUUCUUUUAAUGCGCAAGCUUCAGGUUCUCACAUUAGUGGAAAGACACCCCAGUGAACAAAUGUGCUGUCAUGUAAAGCCUGCACACUUUCUAAAGAAGUAAGGCUUCUUGGAUAGAAGCUGGGGUUAUCUACAUUUUGCUUCAUUUUGUUUCUGAAGGGCUUACUAGGUAACCAAAUUGCCUGGAAUGUAAAGGAGAAGUUCUGCCCUCAAAAUGCUAAUGUCCCAAGCACAGUGUUGGUGACAUAUUAACUAUACACAACUGUAGGUGUGCAAUGUCUUCUGGGAUGCAGCCUUGACAUUGCAGUUCAGUGCACAAACGUGUAUUUGUGUGCGCACACACAGUUCCACAUACAUGUUGCUAUUUGAUUAGAGUAAACCAUCUCAGUAUUACUGUUUAAUUCAACCUUUUUAAUAUUCAGAUUGGAUUUCACAUCCCUGUCUGGUUGUAAUAAUUUUUUCCUUUAGAGAAACUCCCCAGCAGAGACUUGUCUUCCUAUACUGGGCCCUAACAAGUCUUUUCGUUAUGACCAAGACAAUCCAGAAACACCUGAGCCAUAUAACGUUCUUAGUCUUCAUGUCUUCAUUGUUUCUUUGGUGUUACAUUUUUAAAACGUUGUGUUUGUAGGUAUAUUUACCAAAAGCCUGUUGAAAUGAUCUAGGUUUUUCUGGAGAAAGUGAUGAUCUGUACUUAAAGAUCCUCCUUUCCUUGUUUGCUCACAUUUUUUAAAAGGCCAAAAUAUCCACCUAAAUGUGUAGAGGGUUUCUCAAAAUUGCUAGUUUUGAAUAUCUGUAUUUUGCACUUGUGACUUAAAAGAGGGCCUAUUUAUUUUGAAAAUGUCAACUAAUAGAGACAUUUAAAUGGUUAUUUCAUGUUAUCCACUUCCAAACUAGUGGACGUGAGAAAGCUAAACCCUUUCUCAGCCUGAACACCAGAGCUGAUGUUGUCAGAAGAGCAAAAUAUGAACACAUAUGCCAGAAGAUUGCCUCAUUUGGACAUAAAAGGGUUUAGAAGGAGGCAUUUUGUCAGCAUAAGAAAGGAAUUCGUGCUUGAGGGUGGAUGAGUAGGGCGGGGAGUCCACCUUUAAUACAAACAUGCAUUACACAUCUGAUCUCUGUAGAAAUGCAGCUUUGGAAGGAAGGAAGCAUGUAUCUGAAACCCCAUUUCUUCUUUUGCAGCAGGGAGGGGAGAAGCUGCCUACACUAGUAGGGAAAUGGUUAAUGCCCCUCCCUGCUGCUCAGCUGUCAAUCAUGCCCUCCUAAGGCUGCCAUUUUUUUGAAGAGAGGAUCAAGGGCUGUUGCAUGUAACAUCUGGUGAAUGAGUUGCCAUUUGGAUAGGAAGAAAGCAAAUUAACCUGGGAAGUUACUUUCCACUUGCCCUGUACUUUCCUUCCUUAGCCCCAUUUAUAGUAUCAUCUGACUCCUUGCCCUCCAGUGUAAAUGGGUGGCGUUGAGAGGUGAUGCGUGGGUAGUUCACGAAUCCCUUGGGGCUUUAUUGGAGGUCGGAAUGAGAAAUUGCAUGAAGAGGUGUCUCCUGGUAAAAAUGGCAACAGCAUGUAAAUCUCCUCUUCCUUCCCUCUGUGUAAGGUUGAGUCUAUCCUAGCCCCAUGUCUUGGUAUCAUUACCGCCAGUGUUUUCCCUUCCCAACCUCACUGAUAGUCAGUGCUGGGGGCAAGGAAGUAGGGAAUCAUGGUGACAUCACAACACAAAGCAAGUUUUAUUUAACCAUACAGAUGGGGGCGGGGAAUAGUUUAUGCGGAAGCUGUUUUCUUCUAAAGCUGUGUUGUUUCAUUCUGACCAGAGUGCUGGAGUCAUGUCUUGCUCAGCAUAAACAUUUUCCAACUUUGCAUUUCUCAUCCUUUGUAGACUUUUACCAGAGAAAGGAUAGGUGCAGAAGUCCAUUAGAAUUUUCUGGAAAAGUACUAACAGAUCCACAGGCUGGAUGACUCAGAUGUGUUUAGGAAAGUAUCUACAUGUCACAGCACAGCCUUAAAAGAAUACAGAAUUGCCUACAAAAUCCCUUGAGUAUUUUUUUAUAGGUAUAGCACACUCUAAAUCCACUGUUCAAAAUUGUUUCAUGCCAAUGCAUGGAAAGUAGUCAGUACAGAACAGUCUUCCCCAACCUGGUGCCCUCUGCAUACUCCCACCCAGCUAGCAUGGGAAACUUUCCAGGAGUUAUGGGAGUUGUAGUCCAAAGCUUGGGGAAGGCUGGUGUAGAACUUUAAGAGCAUAGCAGGCUUGCCAAGCAGAGGGUAUGCUUUGAUCCUGUAUGAUAAAGGGUGCAAGGUGGCAAUUUUGGUAACUCCGAAAAGGUCAAGGUAGAAGAGAAGCCAAUCUCUGCUUCCAAGAUAUGAAAAUUAAGUUUUGUACUUGGGGCCAAUUUGAAUGAAUAGCUUGGGGGAUUAAAGAAGAUGACUCGGAUUCCUCAAAUGCUAACAGAGUAAUAUGAAAUGAGUAUUGUGAAAAGCUAUGUGUGCAGGAGCAAAACCCGAGAGAAACUAACAUUUGAGGGGGAAAGAUGGUGUAGGCCCAAUUUGUCCACAAUAUUGAUGGUCUGUCAUCACUUUCACUGUCUUUUUGUGUCUCUAGAAAUUUUAUUGAUGGCAGUUAAAGUGGCAAGGCAUAAAAUGGUAAAGCUCACUUGUGUGUGUGCGUGUGUGUAUUUUUUUAAAAAACGAUGGUUUAUAUUAUUUUUAAUGCUGUAUUUAAUCAAUAAAGAACUAGAUACGUUUCCA
Molecule: messenger RNA, 67888 nt
Organism: Podarcis lilfordi (Lilford's wall lizard)
Lineage: Eukaryota; Metazoa; Chordata; Lepidosauria; Squamata; Lacertidae
Source: the annotation of a GenBank genome assembly